GGAAAUAAAGUGCCAGAGAUGUGAAACCUGCUUCACCUGAACCACUUACACGUCGAUCUGUCUGUUAGGCACAGAAAAAGAAAAAGAGAGAUUUGUAAAGAGGGCAGCAGCCCGCUGGGUAAUCACUCGCCAUCACUUCCCCUCUGUAUUUUUUUGUGAAUGGAGCUCAUUAUGCAUGCAGCCUCCACGCAGCUCCAUUCACAAGCAGCGCUCCCUCCUCUCCCUGCAGGCUGCGUGGAUCGCACUCAACUCAGCCUAAAUGACCACAAACGGUUAACGGAUGGAUUAUAAGAUGGAUGGAUAUUUGGACCAGCAAGUGCCUUAUACUUUAGCAAAUGUACGUAUGAUUGUUGUGACUUUCGAGCUUCUUCUCUUUGAGCUGUUUUUAAUGACUCUGCUACCGGGCUUUAUCCGGGUCUCCGUCUCGCGUCUGCACGACUUUUGGCCGAAGCAGCUGAAUGCGUGCGCGAGACAAAACUCCAAUUUCUCUCUCACUUUGACAAAAACUAUCACCAAUGUAAGCGCUUUGAGUUUUGCAUUCGCUAAGGUUUUAAUCCGUCUUUGUUUUGUGCGCGAAACCGAGUGUCAAAGUGUGCCAAAUGGUCACUUUCUUCAGACGCAGACAGCGCGUUUGUUUUCCUCAUGAUUGCCUCCACAGCUGAGAAAUGUUGUUUUCUUUAGAGGGGAUUCAUGCUCAUAUUAAGCUGCUGUAGCCUCUUGAUCAGAAACACAAGUAUCAUCAUAGUCAUUUUACUCUUGUUGGGACCCCCUCUCCCCUAAAGUCCAAGUGUUUUCUGCUGUCUGAGUCCUGAGUCCUCUCCACAUGCCACAUUAAACAUGCCAUUAGCUCCUCUGACACUGAUGUUCUGGAAAUGCCCUGUUGGGAGUCUGUUUUCUCACUUCUCCUCUCUUUACAUGUAUGUGUUUUGCAGAAGUCGCAUGGAAAUGGGCCCCUAAAUAGACUGUUGAUGGCAGCGAAAAGGAAAUACAUGGACACAGAAUUACCCCCUCAGGAAUCUGAAGGUAAAGUACAGCUCUGCUUUUACAUGACGCAUGUUUACAUCAUGGUCUAUCAACCCCAGGCUGUGUCAGUCUGGGUCUCAGUUUCUGCGUUUUUUUCUUCACUCAUUAGUUUUUCUUUCUUAUCUCUCUCUCUCUCUCUCUCUUUCCUCAGACCUCUUCCAGGAUUUAAGCCAACUCCAGGAGGCAUGGCUCACAGAAGGUGAGACUGGCCUCGAGGCUUCUUCUCUUCCCGAAUUGUCCUUUUUUUUGUGGUGAUUUCAUAACUUACAACAGUCAUGAGGCUUUCAGACGUGUGCGUCUGCAGAGUGUGGUGAAAUGACACCUAAAAACCAAAGACAAACACACUCAUGAAUCGUAUUUUUACACAUUUGUGAAGCGUUCCCUCUUAAAGAAGCUAGAUUUAGAGAAUUAUCCCUGUGAUUUGCCUUAUUUUUAAGGGGUUGUUUCAACCUUAAACAUCACCAAAAUAAGACAAAUGCAACAAAUUAUGUUCCUGCCUUCAAUAUUUUCAUAUCCGUUUUAGAUAAAAGUGUCAUAUGUCUUUAUUUUCAGGCAAAUAUAAAAAAAAAAAUAGAAAGUAAUUCAAUCUUUGUGUUAUUUUGGGUAUUUCUGGACAGAUUAGAGGACCAGAAACCUUCAAUCUCAGGAGAAAACAAAACUAUUCUUCUUUCAAAGUUUCACAUGAAGCUGAAUUCGCAUAAAACUUUUGUAGAGUUGAAAUAGGAUGAGAGAUAAUGAGCUGUAUUUGUCUUAUUUGUAGCAUCGAAAAGCUUGAAAAUACAAUCUAAACCCCUGGUUGUCUCUGCAAACAGCAUCUUUGGAGUUAAAUCUGUAAGAUAAUAGACUGUUUUUGUCUCAGUUUUUACAUUGCUGCACUGAAAAGAGUAAAAAAAACUACAUCUGGAUGUUAAAAUCUUGAGGAAUCAUGCUUGGAUUGUGUUUCCAGAAGGAUUUGUUCAUAAUUCCUAAAUAGUUUGUUGAAACACAAAAUAUUUCACUUUUUUUUUUUUAAAUGUUUGUGAAGUUUCUGGAUCUUCAGACACUCUUUACGACUCUUUCACAUAUUUUGCUUUCUGUCGACACUAAGAAACAUUUUAUCAUCUGAAGUCAGGCCUCCAGUGUUUCUGCUUUUUUAUCUGAAUGUUUCACAAAAUCAUGGCCGACAUGUGAAAGAUGACCUCCUUAGUGUUUAUGCAACCCACUGGAGAGCCCUCAAACUCUGCGAUGCAGCUCGCAUUUUCAGAAAACAUUCGAGUCCAGAAAAAAAAAAAAAAAAUCCAGCCAUGAAGAACACAGACGGCACAUUAUUAGCUCUGAGCAUGUCCUAUUUUGGCCAUGUUGGCAUGUAGCGUGCGUGCCAGCCUGCAGCCAAUGCAAACAAACAGGCUAUUUGGCUCGUGUCACUCAAAGGCACAUAGCGAUGAAAUGAGGCCCAGUCAGGGGGCAAUUGUCAGCUAGUCGACUUUAAUAAGUGCGAUGAUGAUGUGAGCUCUAAUAGAGUAAUUAUACAGUACGUGAGGCGGAGGGAAACAUGCUGUGAGUCACUGCCGUGUGUCUGUGUGUCUGUGUGUCUGUGGAGUCGAACCUGCAGCCGCUCAGGAGCAGGACGCCGAGGCUCUGAAAUCAGGAGAGGUGUGAAAACGGUUGUGUCAGUUUGCUGUGAUGCGCUUUGAUGUGGAGCUUUAAAGGGAAAUGCCACUCAUUUUUGACAUUUAAUGUGAACCGCAUCAGUCUGAUGAAUUCUGGGUGAAGUCAACUCUCCAUGUAGACAUGAUUGUGUUGUUGUUUUGUGGCUGUUUGCAAGUCAUUGUGCAGAGUUUGAAUUUAGAGCGUUUGCAGGGGUGAAAUGUGAAUUUUUAGGUGGUUUUCCUCCUCUUUCCCUAAAGCUGGGUCAUGUCUGGUGUGUAAAUAAUCAUUGCCGGAUGUCUGCUUCCUUUUUUCCAACAAAUUCAGCCGUGAAAUUUUGUUAUUUUGGUUUUACUGCUGUGAAUAUUUGGGAAAACAAAUCGUAAAUAUUCAACUAUCUCUGACAUUUGGAGUAAAAAUGGGCGAAGUGAAGCCGUGCUGCAGAGUCAGAGUGAAUCAGCAGAAUUAAAACGGUUUUCAACGUAAGUUAAGAUUUUUUAAGUCUGCUUAGAGGGAAAUGUAAAGAAAGAAGUGUCACGGUGCGUUCAGGAUCUUUAUGUAAAGGGGAAACUAUUUAUAACUACAUUUAAUGAAUCGAACAGUACAGAGCAGACAUAAAGAAACAGGUAAACCGCCGUAUUGGCACAUUUUCAGAAAAAUCUGUUUAUGUGGGGGGUCAAAGAGCAGAAUCUACAUUAUUCUUCAAAAAACAUGAAAAUAUUUGGUUGUAAAUUGUAGUAAAAUGUGAAAGCUCUCAUGGGGCCCUUAUUCCCCGCACUGCCUCUGGGUGUGUCCUCUUUUAAAGCUCCUCUGCUCUUCUGGUUGCUUUUGUUGAUUAAGUUUAAUUUCAUUAGAAGUUUUUAACUCUUCAAGGAAAUUGUAGUCACUUUAAAAUGUUUCACAGACUUUAGUUAGUCAUGAAAAUCCUCCUCAGGUCAGCAAACUGUAAGGAAGUGAAGAAGUUACGUCAGAGACGUGGUGGACGCACGUCGGUCUGCCUGAAAUUUAAAUAGAGCCCACUCCUGUUUGUGACAAACAAUGCUGAGUCCACGUAAAGAGCUCUCUCACCUUUUCUCAUGCAGCGUCAAAAGCCGGCAAGUUCAAUUCACACCGGCGUCUCACACAGACAGAGAGAGACAGAGCCAAUAAAAGAGCAACAAUGGGUGUCGCUUCAGUUUCAGCACGUUAGUAUUCACAGAUUUCACCUGAGAGAGGACGCUGAAUUCACCCUCUUUUAAAAAAAAAAGGACAGAUUUUGAGAUAUCCUCUGGAGAUUUCAGUCUUGUCUCAUUUAUUUAACUUAGACAUCAGCUUCUAAACUUGAUAUCUCCACCUUACUUCAAAGAAAGUCAACAAACUUUUGAUUUGUGGUUAAAGGCAAGACAAGAAAUGGAGAAACAGCAUGUACCGAGGCUCCACCCACUGUCACACCCUCCUAAUAAAGAUAUAAAGCCCAAAACAAAAAUAAAAUUAGUGUUGUCAAAAUACACAAGGGACUGAGUCAGAGUACAUCAAUCAAAACUGAAGAAAACAAACACAUAGCAACCACAAACCACAACAAAGUGUGGGCUCUGACGGCCUCACAGGACAAAAUACCAACUGACUUUCGAAGGUAUGAGGAAAAGGAGCAUCGACAGGCGAAUACCAACGUUAAAAAAGAAACAAAAAUCCUGUUAAAAGACGUUACAGUGACUCAACAUGUUCAGUUCUUAUCACAGAAAACAGGAUCAUGAUUGAAUAAAUUUACGUUAUUUUGACCUCUUAGUUAGCUAACACGAAAACCGUUGCCAUGGAAGCGUGACAACCAUCUAAACUUAGGAAUCGGUGUUUUAGCCGUGUGGAUAAAACCUCUUUUAAAAUCAAUAAAACCAUUUUAGAUUCUCACCCUGUAAUGUUUGUAGUUUACUUAUAUAAUCUUUUAAUUAAAGCUCCUGUUAGGAACUUUCCCCUUGUGCUAAUCUUGGCGUCCCUAGUGGACAAAUUAAGGAAUAUCACUUGGCUAAUUUCGUACCUAUCAUUUUUAUGUUGUUAUAUCUGACAUUGUUUAAAGGCUUUAUUUGAGUGAAACUUUAAAGUUUACGUUAUUUUGACCUCUUAGUUAGCUAACACGAAUACCGUUGCCAUGGAAGCAUGACAACCAUCUAAACUUAGGAAUCGGUGGAUAAAAACUCUUUAAAAUCAAUAAAAAUAUCUUCAGACUCUCACCCUGUAAUGUUUGUAGUUUACUUAUAUAAUCUUUUAAUUAAAGCUCCUGUAAGGAACUUUCCCCUUGUGCUAAUCUUGGCGCCCCUAGUGGACAAAUUAAGGAAUAUCACUUGGCUAAUUUCGUACCUAUCAUUUUUAUGUUGUUAUAUCUGACAUUGUUUAAAGGCUUUAUUUGAGUGAAUAUUUAAAAUUUGUGUUAUUUUGACCUCUUAGUUAGCUAACAUGAAUACCGUUGCCAUGGAAGCGCGACAACCAUCCAAACUGAGGGAUCGGUGUUUUAGCCGUGUGGAUAAAACCUCUUUAAAAUCAAUAAAACCAUCAUUAGAUUCUCACCCUGUAAUGUUUGUAGUUUACUUAUAUCGCUUUUUAAUUAAAGCUCCUGUGAGGAACUUUCCCCUUGUGCUAAUUUUGGUGCCCCUAGUGGACAAAUUAAGGAAUAUCUCUUGGCAUGUUUAUGUUGUAUUUUCUGACAAAAUAAAAAAAAAAACUACUCUUGAUUUUAAAUGUCCAACAUAAAGCUCAAAAAUCCACAAAGGAGCUUUAAUUUAAUGCAAAAUCUUAUUAAUUUACUGUAUUUAACUUUACAGUGACUGUCAGAGCCAUAAGAAAUUUAGUACAUUUAUUUUGUAACAAUAUUACAGGAUAUAUUGACAUCUGGUAAAGAUCACAGCAGAUAUAAAGUGGAAAUCUAAAUUUUAGGAAACAAACCAUUAGUUCCUGUUAAAGCAGGAGCCGGCUCAAGUCUGUUUCUGAAAAGACAAACUCGCUGUUGAGUUAAAAAAAUAUGUGUGUCACUUUUAAAAGGGUAUGACCACCACAAAUUAGAUGUUUCACUCACCGCCAUUGUAUUCACUCAGCAGAGGAGCAGGUAUUUAGAAAGAUUGAACACAAUCGCUAGAUUUCACCCGGAGAAAAUGUGUUUAUUCUGCGUAAUUUUGGUAAACCGGCCCCUCAAAUAAAGGCGUCAUUUCAUGUGCUUGAGAGGCAGAUUACAUCGAGCUGCAGCGAGCGCACAAAGCAAAAAAAAAGGAGGAGAAAGAUGGAAGUAUACCUUCACUAUCAAAGUGUUAUUUAGCCCUAAGUACUGGCUUGUUUUCAACUUCCCCAGCUUAAACCUCUCCUUUCCUGUUGCAUUAAUUAAAGACCUUAUCAUGACUGAUUGCAGUUGUGAGGGAUUCACCAAGAUUGUAAAAGCCGGGUAGCUGGAGGGAGUUUCUUUCUUUUUUUUCUCUCUUCGCCAAAGGAGAGCGGAAGCGAGAGGGUGAAGCGCUGAAUGGCAAGAGUUCAGGAGCUUGUCACAUCUUGUCUUAUUUUGGCCUUUAGGUUUAUGUGACUGCGACGGCUUAGCUCCGCCCAGGAUCUCCCACUGAGAGAAAAAAAAAAGUCAUUCAAGGUGCCUGGAAGCAUCAGGGAGAACAUGCGUCUGUGCUCGUAUAAACACACUCUCCUUCUUGUGCUGACUUGCAUCUCAAAGCCCCUGACGACGUGUUCCUGGAAACAACACACACACACACACACACACACAUACAUACGCAGACACACACUGGGUUUGAGUUAAUGUCUGAUGAUGCUCGUCCGUGUGUCUCCUCUCCUCUUUAUGAGGUCCAGCGUGUUCCCUUUUGGACAUGUUGAAACUAGCAGAAAUGAUUGAUUGUUGGGUCUGCAGAGCUAAAUAUUGGCCUCUGCUCUGUCUCAUCCAGCAGCCUGAUUCCUCCGUCCCUGCAGGCGCAGGACUGCAAAGUUAAAAGGGGGUAAUAUUAUUAUGGUAUAGUAAGCAACAGGAUGCAGCGUUAUAUAAGAAAUCAAUGUAAUUUAUCUGAGCAUGCUCCAAAAAACGCUGUCAUCCGGUUUCCUCUGUACAGGAAGGAGGAGUGUGACGACAAGAAAGUAGAUUUGGAUUUCUGAUUUCCUCUUUUUGUCCUCUGCUGCGCUCUCUCUCCCUCUCUCCGUCUCUCUGUCUCUCUGGAGUUUUGGUUUCUGUGUUGUGUAGCAUUGAUUGCAUGGAGGCAGAAAAGACAGCUGAGGAUGAAAUCAGGGACGGAGUUAAGCACCCAGAUGAGGUUACACUCGCAUCCUUUCGCUGCAAAGCUACAGUAGACUCUGCAAAUGUCUGCGAUGUAUUUAAAAUACAGAUUGAGUUGAAAAGAUUGGAUGUUUGAAUAGAAAACCUUCAUUUUGUGUCGAUCAGUUUCCUUUAAAAAUCUGGGACAAACAUGGUCACUUCACGUUUGGGAACGAAGAAGAGCAGUUUAAGAGUUUCUGAACGUCCUUUGUUAUUAUUUUUGUCAUUGUGCGUUAAAUUUUUUCAAUAGUUUAGGACCGCCUCAGUCCAGUUUCUCAGCAGGACUCUUCUCCUGUUGUCAGAAUGUGGUUUGGGAUCAUCUGAAGGUCUUCCCUGAAAAAGUCUUUGUCUGGAUGUCAGCAGAUGUUGCUUCUAAACCUGGAGAUAUUGUUUAAAAUUGAGGAUGCAGCAUCUAUGAUUUCUGGUUCUUCAUUGAAAGGACAACUGGACUUACUUGGGAUAUUUCGCCUUUAAGUCCAGUUGUCCUCUCCAAGAGAGUGUUAGAUUUAAUCCAUCAGACCUCAGGACAGUUCACGGACAAGUGGUUUUAAACUGGGUAACUGGAACCUUUCCUUUCUUUUGUUUCUCACUUGCUGUGCAGACCUCCUUCUCUCCUUUUGACCUCUGACCCAUCUUUGGAGUCAUUUUUAGAGCAAAUAUGGUCAUAUUUACUUUAACCUCUUAAGAGAAAAUAAGCUUUCACUUUUCUUUUCUUACCUUUCUUUUCUUAUUUGGUUAUUUCUGCAACUUUUCCGACGUCUUUUCAGUUCAUUUUAUUUCAGUUUCACCCUCUCAAUGUGAAGAUUUCAGAUUUACAGUAAAACUAACAAAAUAGCCAUGCUGUUGUCAGAAUGUGGUUUGGGAUCAUAUGAAAAACUAAUUGUCUGAAUGUCAGCAGAUGUUGCUCCUAAACCUGGAGAUAUUGCCUAAAAAUGAGGAUACAGCAUCUAUGAUUUCCAGAUCUUCGUUGAAAGGACAACUGGACUUACUUACUUAAGUAAGUCCAGUUGUCCUUUCCAAAAGAGUGUUAGACUUUGAUUCUUUAGACCUCGGGACAGUUAGUGAUAUUAGGCCCAUGCGGUGACUCCAACUCCAGAGUCCUGAUGCUCCUAAACCUGUAGAUAUUGUUCAGCAUUAACGGAGCCUUCACAGAUGUGGAACAUACCCAUGACGUGGACUUCGGCGACCCCCAAACUACAGAGGUGGUGUCUCUGAACUGUGAUCUGUUAAUAAGCCAAUCGUUCCCUCUCAUACGUUAUUUCCAAGAAGAAUAUCAAACUGUGAUUCGUCAGACAACAGGACAGUUUAGGGUUCCUCUUUGCCUGGUGCAGCUUUUAAUCUACAAUGGUGAUUACAUAACAUCCUCUCUGGUCGCUAUGGUAACGCUUAAACAUGCCUUCAAAAUAAGAUACGCCGCAAAACAAAUAUAAACUCACCAGAACGCUAGAUCAGCAAUAGCCUGAGCUUGUUUCUCUGCAACAAGAUGGUCUUUAUCAAUCGUCUCCAACAACCGUGUCUCAAUGUCCGCUGCUAUUUCCUUAAUGCGCCGAGUGAUGCAUCUGUUCUAUCUUUUCAUCGGCAGCCUCCUCCGAAAAGUUCACAGCAAAUGUUUUUAGCCGCGGGAAGGAUUAAUUCUUCACCAGUAGUAAACGGCUUUUUAGCCUUAGCAAUACCGUUAGCCACCAAGUAUGACGCUUUCAGUGCACUUGCGCUUGGCGAAGCAUUUUUGAGGGCUUCACUGCCUCAUUGGAGAGCGGGUCGCCACGUAUUAUGCCACGUGGGAAUCACCUGUCAUGAUAAAUCCAUAUUUUAAGUAGGUUUCUUGGUAUCCUCUGUUAAAAUCAGCUGUUUUUUACUCACUUUGCUAGCUUGUGGGUUUGAUAUUAGCGUUAAUGUGUCACGUGACCGAGACAAGCAUCUUGACACGUGUCAUAGACGGAUGUUCAGACGCGGAUAAUAAUUAAAACAGAAAUAAUGUAAGUUAUUUAUUCUUUCUGUGCGGCCCGGUACCAAACAACCCGAGGACUGGUACCGGUCCGUGGCUCGGGGUUUGGGGACCGCUGCACUACAGAGUCAUGUCUGUUUCUAAUGCAGCGAGUCACAGCCAUCCGGUUUUGUUUUUUGACCAUGUACAGAGAGAGUUGUGAGUUGUCUUUAGGGUCCCCGUCCCAACCGGAUUUAAACAUGAACUUUUCUACUCCUAACUGGUCUCCUGGUGUUUUUGCACUUUUGACUGUUAAAUAUCGACUUCAUAGUAUUUAAAAACCUUCAAAUUCUGUUUUAAUGAGCAUUAUCUGCAGAAUCCAAACUUUAAUAGAAUUGAAGUUGCAGUAAAAAACUGGGGAAUUGUCCUUUAGUCCGUUUGUAGAGAGUGAAAGGUGCUAAAGUUCUUGCAGCAUGGCCCCACUUUGUUUUACAGCCCAUUAAGCCCCCGAUUGAGUCCAUGUUAUUUAAUGAUACCCAUCAACUUUUCCCUACCAGUUUGCUUGUACCAUGAUGUAAGUGUGACUCUCAGGCAAUGGAAACUCUUAAAAACCCGGAGAAACUCGCACAGCUGGACCUGAGCCAGAUUAAAAGGUUGCUCGGCCCGGUUCUGCUCUGCGUUUGUGUCGUUAAAUCAAAAGGAGGUGAGCCGAAUGCUAUCAACUGUUGGUGAAUUUGACCUCCUUACCCCCGAGUAGGAUGUUGGCAGUCAAACCGUUCGGGCUUUUCUGAACUGUUUGUUUGAUUCAGUGUCCAAAGCUCCCAAAGCACAAUUGUGAAUGGGCUCAGAUUCCGUUAAAAAAAAGGCCCGCACAAUGGUGUCUGUCGAGCCGGGCUGCACCUGGGCUCGGCAUCGCUGACUCUGCUUUUUCUGUUCAAUCCCAGUCGAGGUUUAUUCGGAGAGAGUGUCGCUGAAAUCCACACCGCUGCAACUCAUUAUGUUUCGGAUCAAGAUAUCACAUUUGUCGCCACUUGACAAGGAGGAUGAAGAAGUGUUUUCACCCAGAGUUGCCCUUGUUUCACUUCUCCGCAUCUCCUUUUAAUCCACGUCAAGUUUCCUUGUUUUACAUCCGCUUGUAUCUAGCAAUUCCUCAUCUACGCAGCAGAUGAAGUCCAGACGACUUUUGCACAAGAACACAGAGUCCCUAACACUUCAGGGCAGAAAAAAUGAGGUCUGAGUGACUGGUUUUUCACAGCACUUGACAGAUUUCCACAGUUGUUCAGCCAGAACAGCCUGUUUAAGUCAGUGUGGAUUUCUGUGAUGGAAGUGAAAAGAAACUGACCAGUGGCUGGUUAUGCCAAUUUGACUUUUGGUGUACAGCUGUCAGAGAAGAAGGAGAGUAUUAGUCUGAAACAGGGUGUGCUGUAUGUGAAGCAUGAAGCAAAUGGAGAUGUGAAAUAUUGACGAAAGGACAUUUAAAAGGUCAAAGCGGAAGGACUAAAUGACUCAGGACAAAGUCUCUUUUUUUGUGGUGAAAACAAGCGGAUUAAACCAAACUUUAGAAAACAGUCUUUUUUCAGGUUUUCGUGUCUUCAGUGUUUUUCAGAGACGUCCACUCCCCUUACCUAAGGACCAUUCAAAAAUGCUGGAUGCAGUUUUCGUGGGUCUCGCCAAGAUCUCUGCUUCAAAUUACCGAUAAAAUGCUUUUGUACUCUCAGUCAAGAAUCUGUCAUGGACUUAAAUUAGGCACACAAAGAGCUGACUCCGCCUGUACUAAUCCUGGUAUGAUAGAAAUAGUUUAACGUUGUGUUGUUUCAUAUCACAUUAUACAGAGUCGUACUCAGUAUCACUUGGUUAGUACAGUAUUAAACUAUACUACAGUCAAAUCGAACAUCAUAUCAUAAUAUUUUAUUUAACCAUCAUUUCAGGUUAUGACCAACUGAGAUAGAGAUCUGUACCUUUAGGAGGUCAGCAGCACGUCUGAAAUAUUACAUGACAAAGAGUCAAAAACAACAAUUUAAAGGUGCAAACCAGUGUGCAUAUAAAUAAAAAUCAGUGUAUUUCAGUAUGGUAAUGAACAGUAUCAAAUGGUAAACUCCAGUAUCAUAUCAUAUUGUAUCGUAUCAUAUCGUAGCGUAGCAUAGCAUUACGAAUUGUAGCAUAGCAUAUUAUAUUUUCUCAUAUCACAGCAUAGCAUUUUGUCGUAUAGCAUAUUGAAGCAUUGCAUAUCAUAUUGUAUCAUAUAAUAGCAUUUAUUAGCAUUUAGUAGCCUAGCAUUUUGUAGCAUAGUAUAUUACGUUAUAGUGUAGCAUUUCAUAGCAUUGUAUAUGGUCUUGUAUAAAGUGUAGAAUUUCGUAGCAUUUCUUUGCAUAGAAUGUGGUACUGUAUUAUGGUGUAGCAUUUCUUAGCAAAGAAUUUUGUAGCAUAGCAUUAAAUAGCGUAUUAUAUCGUAUUGUAUUGUAGUGAAGCAGUUGAUAACGUAGAAUUUCAGUGCAUUUGCAUAUCAUAUCAUAUCAUAUUUUAGUGAAGCUUUUCAUAGUGUAGUAUAUUGUAUUGUACUGUAGUAUACCACUUCGUAGCAUAGCAUUUUGUAGCAUAUUUUUAUCAUAUUGUAUUGUAGUAUACCAUUUUGUAAUAUAUAAUUUCUUAGCAUUUUGUACUGCAGUAUAUCGUAUUUUAUCCUAGUGUAGCAUUUUGUAGCCUAGAAUUUCGUAGCAUUUCACAGUGUAGUUUAUCGUAUUGUAUCGUAGAGUAGCAUAACAUAUCAUUGUCUCAUAUUAUUUUGUAUCAUAUCAUUUUGUACCGCCUACUCAUAACGUACUCUUUCAUAUUGAAUCAUGUUGUAUAAAAAGUAUUUUAUAUGAAUCGUUGAAUCGUUUAUAUUUUACGGUUUUAAAUGAUAAAAUAUCGUGAAGAAUUGUAUCCUGUGGUUCUAUAUCAUAUCCUACUAUCUAAAGUGGUAUAAUAUAUAAUAUCGUAACAUGUCUUAUUGUUUGGUGUCCAGUCAAAUUCAUAUCCUAUUAUAGUACAUCGAAUUAUAUCCUUUCAUACCUUUAUUGUUUUGUAUCAGUGUAUGAUUGUGUGUCAUAUUAUAUCAUAUAUCAUAUAGUAUGCUGUUGUGUUGGACUGCCUUAUAUCAAACCCUAUCUUAUCCUAUCUAAAUUUUUACUAAGUCAAAGGUAGAGACUUUAAAGAACUGUUAAAUGCUCUUCUUAAACAGGCCGUCAGGUUAACAUCCCUCACACCUCUCAGUUUAUUGAUCCCUGAUUGAACAGAGCAAAACUUCAGACGGCGAAGGUCAUCAGAAUAAAUCCAGCCUCACUCUGAUUUCAGAGAGGAGAGAGAAAAAAGAGAGUGAGGGAGGAAAUGAGAGACAGAGAAAGGUCACAUUUGGUUUGAAAUUUGAUUAUAAUGUUUAAGUGUGUUUUUUUUUCUUCUUAUUUCAGCUCAGGUUCCUGACAGUGACGAGCAAUUUGUUCCUGAUUUUCACUCUGAGAACUGUGAGUACACCACUUUCACUUUCUCUGCCCUUUCAGUGUUUCAGUAUGUUUGAAUGUGCUGUAUGGUUUCUACGUCACUGAGCGGUUUCUAUAUAUGCUCAAAAACAGCCCGAGUCUGUGCUGCAUGAACCAGAUCGUGGUUUUAUCAUCUAUCGGAUCUGAUAUUGAUCCGUGCGUGGUGCAGAGCCGUGCAUCGGGAGUCUCACGCUCCUUUGAGUUUCGGCUUGUUGAGCUGUUAAUGUAAUUACAGCUGAAGUAUGCUUGUCAUGAGAAAGUGAGGAAGAAACCAGCGGUCAGAUUUGUGCUCUGGGACCUCCGGAGGCUUAGUUAGGGAUACUGUGACCCGCUGAUGUUACAGUAAUCUCUUUGGCAGACCAAACUUAGGCUCUAAUGAGCCGGUCAUCACGAGGUGAAUUUGGAUGCUGCUGUUGUGUGCUGCCGUCAUUUAUUUGCAUGUCUUUGAAAAGCUGAAUGGGAACGGCCCAGGAAACCAGUAAAAAAUGAUUCAGGCCACAGGUACAAAGAUUGGCCUUUGUGUACAUCGGAAGGUGUAAAAUGGAAAAGCAAAUUCCUGGGCUGCACAACUGAGCGGCGAUUUGAAUGCGUUUCCCUUUCUUGUUGUGUGUCCCAACAAUAGCGAUUCAGGAUCUGGGCGGGGGUACAUGUCGCUCUACAAACACUUCUUUUCUGCCUCAUUGAACUUGCUGCGGGCUUCUCCAUCUUUUAGCAAUGACUCUGAAACGGCUCUAAACCUAAAGAGAGGUUUGAAACGCCUCCAAGAAUAAUCUCACCCGCAAAGUAAAAGUGACAGCUUUCAGUCGCAGUCAAAAGCACUUCCUCUCAUUGAAGCCCCAUGUGUCUUUUGUGUGUAAACAUCAUGUGAUUUCACCAGCUCCGAAUCACAACUGCUCGGCCCCUCCGUGACACAUGCCCUGAGCGAGAUUGUCGCUGUCGGCCGGCCAACAAUGCGGAGGAGGAAGUGCAGAUGAACCUCAGGGCAGGCAGAGGUCGUGUCUACUUAACCCCCUGACCUGUCAGCCAAUCAGCUGUCAGGCCUUUUGCUAACGGUUGAGCAGGGUAUGAUUUGCAGGGUCACGGGGGCUUCGGUUUGACGGGCAGCUCACUUAUACGCGGCAGAGACACUCCUGCGUUGACAGACAGUGUCCCUGCUGGUCUCAGUCAAUAGCCGCAGAGUCCAGUAAGAGUGUCUUUAUUCAGCUUUGAUUUAUGGGAAAUUGAGGCUGACAAGCGCCGAUAAAUAUAUUCAUCUCUGUGUCUUUUAAAGGCGAACAAAGGCGCGAGUUUUCCCAUCGUGAGCUGAAGCCUUUCUCAGUGUCGGGUGCACUUUUAAAAACAAGUGACUCACCUGUUUUGAAACACCGCUGUGAAAAAUAAAGAAAAAAAACAAAACACAUAAAGCGAAGCUCUAAUCCCAGGUGACCGGAGUAUAAUUGAGGCUUCUAUUGGAAACGGCGCCCUGGUAAAAUUAAACAUUGCUGUUUACUGAGUCAAGUUUUUACCUGCUUGGGUGUGGUGUUGACGGAGAGAGAGGGGGAGGCAGAAAGAGUGUAAAUGCAAAGACGAGAGGCUAAAAAACAAGGAGACAUGCAGGAAUGUUAGAUUAGAGGAAGGAAGGGGAGGGGGGGGCAGAAGGAGGGAUUGUGCAAUACCUGCACAUCUGGUAAAUCUAUCUCAUCUGGUCGCUCAGUUUACGGCUAACAAGCGUGCUCUGUCUGCAAGCUGCCAGUGCAGGAAGGUUAUGCAAACAUGCAGCUUUAAUAUACUGACUGACCUGUUUGAUAAGAAAAAAACGAGUAUGGACGCUGAUCACUUCUUUUAACAACUCUCUGUACGGCCAGGUUCUGAGAUUUGAAAGUGAAAGAGUCUUAGAGAGGAGAGUUUGGGAUCUACUUUGUCUUAUUAUUUUUAUUCAGAGGAUCUGCUUAAUGUGGAAAAAACUAAACUUAUGUUGUUUUUAUCUACAAGAGCAUCACAAGAAACACUGUCAGAGAAAUAUUGUUCAUAUUGACGGACAAGAAACUGAGCUUGUGUCUAACGUGUCUUUUAAAGAACAUUUUCAGCAUGUUGUUAGAAAGCUGAACGUUUUACUAUAAAAACUGUUUCUGUUUUUGUGGAGUCUACAUUCUUACCUCUUCUUGAUUAUGGUGAUGUUUUAUACAUGAAUGCUUCUGCUCAGAGUCUGUAAAUGUUGGACGGUGUUCACCAUGGAGCUCUGAGACUUCUUUAAGCACUCGUCGGCUUGUUCAUUGGUACGUUUUCAUUUACAAAGAAUCCUCCUUAUUGAUCUUAAAGGACAGAUUACACAAUCUAAGAUCAUUGAGAUUUAGACAGUUUGUUGUCCCCAGAGUCCAAACCGAAAUGGGUGAGAAGGCUUUCAGGUUCUCUGCCCCCUCUGGGUGGAGUAAUCUGCAGAUUAUAAUCUCUGACUGUUUUUAAAUCUUCAACUGAUGUUUCCUCACAGUUUUGUUCUGUACUGAGUCUGUGUGACUGUUUGUUGUAACGGUGUAUUGCUGCCAUUCUUGGUCAGGUCUCAAUGGGACAAAAAAAACAGAGUUUAAAAAAAGGGUCAGGACUCUUCUACUACAGAGCCGUGCUGUUGUAAUCCCUGUAGUCUGUGGUUUGUCGGUGUCGUGCUGAAACAUGAACCUGUUUAUGUUGUUCAGUACUUUCAUACAUCCCUCUAACAUCAAAGUUUCUUCUUGACUUGACGUGGUUUUAACCUACUUUUCAUCGACAGUGAUUAUUUGAAGUGAUUUCCACUUUAGAGUCACGUCUGUUUUUAAUGCAGUGAUUCCUAAAAAACCUACAGCAGUGAUCCUGUGUUUGGUUUCCAGCUUUUUCCACAUAUUUUGGUUGUAAGCGUUUGAUUCGAUGUGUUUGAAAAAAGCUUUAAAUGAGGCUUUUGUUGACAUUUUACACAGAGUUCCUGUUUGACACGAGACACUUGUGAUUGUAUUGCAACAUCUUAUUUUUCACUCAACUCUUGUGAUCGGAGAAAGGGUGUGGUUUAAAUCACAUCCAGAAGAGCUGAGGAUUAAUGGUCUGUGUUGACAGCACCUGAAGAGUUCACCCUCGCCUGACGCUAAGCUGUCGGACAGAUUCUUUUGUCUGUUUUUCUGCCUGCGGGGAAAAAAACACGCGGAAGUGUCAGUCAAAUUUAUCGAGCACUUUUAAUUAAAACAGCUUCAACGAGUCGCUGCUUCGCUUUCUGUGUCCGAAACAGUCGAACGUCUGAGCCGCAGCGUUUCACGAGGCCCUGCCUGCUCCGAGAGCUCGUUCUUCUUUGUCCAAGUAUGUUGUUUACACUUGGAGCAGCUCGAGAGAUGUGACCCAUUCAUAAAUUUUCUUCCCUGCGUGCGUAAGAGGAAGUGUGCCUCCCCCUCCCCCCCGCUCCCUCUCUCUCUCCCUCUCUUUCAGUCCUUUACUGCUCUCUCCUUCGCUCUUCAUUCAUAAAAAAGCCCUACAGUACUACAGAGCCCCCUCCCCUCUCCCUCUCUCUGACACCCCCUCCUCUCCGAGUGGAUACUCCAAACCCCUCCCUCCCUUCCUGUGUCUGUACAAACUGAGUCGAAUUUAAAAAUCUGGACUCCCCCUCCCUCCCCUUUCCCUUUUCUCUCCCCCCUUUCUCUCUCUCUCUCUCUCUCUCUCUGCACACACACUUUGAGUGUUCCAAGAUGUGAACUAAUCCAGCGAUUUCAGAGUUGUGUGGGACGAUUGUUUAGUUUUGUGCCUUGCUGUAAUUAUAUAGGAAGUUGUGGCUAUAGAGUGCCGUUACUGUGCUUUCCAGAGAGUUUAGCAAAAGAAGAGAAAGGGAGAAAAAAAAGGGAGAGAGAGAGAGAGAGAGGAAGUAGAGGAGAAAACGAACAACAUGACAGUCUGCAGGAGUUAUUAAAAACUCUUUGCUCGCUUUAACUCGUGUUGCUUUUGUACGACUCUGAUUCUUAAAGACUGUAAAAAAAAAAAGCCACAAAAACAACUCAUCAAAAAUAACUGAUGAAAACAGGAAAAUUAAGGCCACAUUAAGAAACAAAAAUAAGACUUUGAUUUAAAGUCGAGAAUAAAGUUGUAAAACCAUUUCUUAUAUUCUAACCUGUUUAUGAUGACAGUUGUCGAAAUGAGAGCUAUGGAGCAUUUCGUGAAAAUGUUCUUAUAUAGAUGUUUCUUGGACAAGGAGAUAUUCACUCAUUUGGCACAUCAGCACCACAUUAUCAAAAGUAUCAAAAUGAUUUUAUUACGACUUUAUUCUGGUAAAUUAAUCUUGAAGUCUUAUAUUUUUAAUUUGUUUUUUCUUAAAGGCAUGGUUGGUGAUCUGAGAAGUAGUUGAAACAAAUUUGAAGCGUCCCACCCCCUCUGACAGAAGAUCCUAUACUAGCUUCAAAUAGGAUUCAUCAUGUCAGAUUGUUAGUGACCAGCGGCAGUAAAUGCCAGCUCUGCUAGCGAGCGCCGUCUGGACAGCUACCGUGUUGACAUGUCAGAGACCAAUGAGAGUUAUUUAUGUAACAUGAGCCACGAUAAAAGGAGAUAAAAAUGACCCGUUCAAUAAAAACUCUGCUGUCUCUGCGUCUGUUUUCUCCACCGCUUGAAGGAUGACCUGAUGUUUACUCGAGUUAGAUUUCUCACUUGGUCACAUUUCCUCUUCGACUCCGCCCUUUCUUCUGUCGGCUUGCGUUUUCUUCCCACUUUUGGCGGUGGGGCGAGCAGAAGUUGGUUUUUUUUGUUUGUCCUUCUCCAUCACAGCUCCUGUAGCUAAGCUGCUACGCUACUUUUAGCAGCUCAGAGCUCCGAAGAGGGCCGGGAGAGUGGGAGGGGACGAGUCGGAACUACGGGAGAGGGGUGUGUCGAAUACAGCGAGGUGAUUGGAUGGGGAGGCGGAGCAGGAGAUUGGCCAAUAGGAGCUGUCCAGGAUGGAUGGCUCCCAUUGGUCGAUGUUUUUGCAGCCCUGCACCUGAUAGUGUGAACAGAUUUUUUUCGUUCUUUUUUCUCUUCACUUUGUGGAGAUCGCACUAUAGGACCAUGAUCGCCAUAGAAACGAGGUUGCCAGUAUGCAACUACGGCCUCUUCAACCACCACACAACACUCACAUUCAUACACCAGUGGAGGACACACACUGGGAGCGAGGUUGGGACAAGGACACAACAGACAGAUUAGGGAUCAGGCGAAUCAAACCGCCAACCUUUCGGUUCUUGGACGACCGCUCUACCUCCUGAGCUUCUGCCGCCCCGAAAGGUUUCCAGUUAAAAGGUUUCAUUUAUGAUUCCACGCUUUGGUACGGCAAAAAUGAUGGAUCUCAUUUCUGAAGUUUGAGGAGAAAGUUAUUUAAAAGAAAAGAAAAGUUUUCUCUAAAGAGGUUAAAGUAAAAACGGUCAUAUUUGCUCUUUGAAUGACUCCAAAGAUGGGUCAGAGGUCAAAGACAGAGAGAGAGAGAGAGAGAGAGAGAGAGGCCUGCACAGCGAGUGAGAGACAAAAGAAAGGAAAGGUUCCAGUAACCCACUUUAACCAAAUCCUCUCAGCAGCGCGUCCCUCUGCCUCUCUGUGAUCUGCUUUGUCAUGAAUUCCCAGCCGUCCUCUUGUUUGGGUUGUUUUCCUGGAUCAGAACCGGCCCAAUCAGGCCCCUAUUUGGCACACGGGACCACGGGUGAACCAGCCCCUCCCCCCCUAACUCCCUCCCCUCCCCCGAAAAGAGAAACAUGCAGCUCUGUGUUCUCCACUUUCCAAAAUACAGCUGCUAUGCAACAAAGUGCGCGAAAACAGCCAGGUGCCUGCCAGAUAUGCAUGGAUACCGCCGCUCGCUUCCUCGCUCGCUCCCUUGAGGAGGCGGAGCUUCUUCAGUCACUGUUUGUUGCUCCGUUUUGUUUUGCUUAUGAGUAAAACGCUCGAUAGCUCUCGUACGUGAACACAUGAUUCCUCCUGACAGCCUCUCAUGCAUUUACUCAAGUGCGCACAUAAACACACUUGGCAUGGUGAACACGCACACACACGCACACACACACACACACACACACACACAAACACACACACACACACACACACACACACACACACACACUCAGCUUCAGCCGCGCAGAUUUAUGAAUGGGCUGGUUGUGAGAGACUGGCUGAGGCAGCACAUUGAGUUAAGGGGAGUGAACCUCCAUUCAUGACAUUGGGGGGACGUUAGCGGAGCGUUUACGACACCUAUGAGAGGUGAAGCUUGUUUUUCACUCUGUCUUUGUCUGGCUGUGCUGUUUCUCUGCUUCUUAGUGUUUUUGAGGCGUUAACUCUUAUUUUCAUCUUUUUUUCUUUGCAGCUUGUCGCCUCAGAAAUCCCUGCAAACACGUCUGCGAUCCCCUCAACUCUGAGAGCGUUUCUGCCGAGUUAGUUUAUAGGUUUGGAUGUGAAUAAAGACACUGAACUCCAGCUAAAGUUAAUAUUAGUUUACCUCAUUAUUCGGCCAUCUUUAGUCAAUCAAAUCCUGUGAAAAUGGGUUUUUAAAGGUCGAGCAUGUGGAGUAAUGUGCAUUUAACAGCUUCCAGUGGGGAAGUAAAAGCCGUACCUCUGCGUGUUGAUUCAGAACAGCCCCGUCAAAGCCGGGGGCCGCGGGGAUUUGAGCUGCAGAGCCCGAGUGUCAGCAGCAUAGCUUUGUGAAUGGACGGCAGUGUGUGUUUUUUUACAGGCGAGGGAGAGGUGGUGUGUGUGUGUGUGUGUGUGUGUGUGUGUGUGUGUGUGUGUGUGUGAUGGUCGUAUGCGUGCCUGUGGAUUUCAGAGGCCGUGUUGGCGAGUUUACUCUGACGGGACGGCUCGGCUCUCUGCAGCUGGAAUGUUUUUCUCUGUUCGAGACCAAAGACGGGAACAGGGGCUGCGAACGGGACGGGCGAGGCUUUAGAAUAACAGCGAUCCAACUAGAAACAGUGGUUAAUAAGGAGAUACUGGGGCAGCGUGAGACAUAGACGUGGUCCUGGGAAGACCAAGUCUGGAAAUGGAGAUAACAGCCGUGGUUUUAGGAUUAGACGAAGGUUAAAGAUUCAAACUCAGGAGAAGUAGAAGUGCUUAUUUUGGUUUAGACAUUAAAACAACAACAAGACUAAGACCCCCACUUCAGACAGGCUUUUACCAGGUUCACGUAUCACCACUUCUUGUUCUUCCUUUGGGUACAAAACCACCAAUACAUGUAAAGAAGACCACAUAAAUCUGAUCUGCUCUCCCUCUGGAAAAAAAGGGGGGUAACAGCUCUUUAAAGGGACUUUUCACCCCUCUCCAAACAGCUCUGAUCAUUUUCUCUUCAGAUGUGGUUGGAUGACACAUCGUUUGAUCUAGAUCGUUUCAACCCCAGCCGUCUGAUCCUCGUGUUUCUUCUCGUCGUGAAAGUAUCGCCAAAUUCCCAGAUCAUAACUGAAGAGACGAGGAUAUAAAUCCAAGAUCUACCUUCAAAGAUCUGUUUGUUUUUUCACACUCAGAUCUCCCGCCGUUUUCAGUCAAGGUCCAACACAUGCACGUGUGCGCGUAUCGACCCGCUAAACGCGCCAACAUGUGAGCGGAGGAGGUGUCUGCAGAGCGUGGACUCGCAGUAACCUGCUGACACAGAGCGGUAGGUGUCCAGAGCGAGCUGAGAGCCAGCGUAUGACCGUAUCGAUCCUCGCUGAUCCGCGGGAGGAGACGGAGGAGAUGGAGAGGGUUGAUAGAUGUCUUGAUAGAGAUAAAGUGGAGAUAAAUCAGCGCAGGGGAGAGGGGGAGAGAGAGAGAGAGAUGGGCAAAAAAAGAGGGGUGUUACCAGACGAGGAAGAGUGUAGAUGUCGCAGGUGGGCUGAUAAUUUCGAGUAAGGUGUCCGGGCCGUUCAGAUAAAGCAGAUAACACCUACAGACAGCGGCUCAGACACACAUGCAUGCAUCUAGACCUCCCCUCCUCCUCCCCCGGCCGGGUGAGGGUGAGGGCCGGGAGCUCAUUAUAUCACUGGAGUAACAGUGUGCAGGAGGAUCGAUCGCUGCAUUAAACAUUAAGAGGGGACAGCUAUAUUGGGGGGCCGAGAGAUGGAGAGUGAGGAGUCAAUAUUGUGCCAGAUUAAUUACAUCCACCCCACGCCUGUGACGGCCUGUCCCUCUCGCUGCACAUGUCCCGGGACGGGGAUGUAUUGUUAUCGGCUCCGCUAAACAGCAAUGGAGGGGCCAGAUUUAUGGACGGUCAAUGGUCGUUUAUAAAGAGCCAACGCGGCACAAUUGAAAGUGAAGUGGACAAUGGGGAGAACGUGAGCUGUCAGGGCUCGCUACCAAACCAAGAGAAGAUGAUCAGAAUGAUUAUGCCCCUGAGCAGCACACCUUCGGGUUCUUGUAGAGUCCACGUCUCAACGGGUCGGGGCUGUUUCUGCUUUGACCUGAGACCUGUACAAAUCAGAGUUUUCCAACAACAUGAAUUCAAGGUCAAAAGUGUAAAGACCGCUCCGAGGAAAAGCUGAGAACUAGUUCAGACAAGAACUUUCCCAUCCCGCCGAACAAACGCUGCGACCUAUUUCCAGUCGACGAGAGGGAAGUGAAACUUUGAUGUCUGCAGAAAUGCACUCUGCUGCUGCCUUUCCCAUGAUGGGUGUCAUUCACAUCUACAUCCUGUUAGCCAACUACAGACGCCGCGUCUAAAGCGCUUCAACGGACAAAAAAAAGGGAGAAAGAGAAACACGUUAGUGAGACGAGCCUCGGUGUUCUUCCCGGCCAAUCGUCUCUCUCGCUGUUACCGGCGUUCUUUCCAUCAAUCUCGUUAGGCUUGUUUGGCAGGUAUCUGACAACCAUUCUUUAAAUAUUCAAGGAGCCUGAACCAUUAUCAGAUGGGAGAGGACGACCUGUAAAUCAGAUAGAGCAGACACUAAUGGAUCCAACACUCCCAGAGCACACACACAGACACACACAGACACACACAGACAGACGGACGGACGGACAGUGAAGCGGCUCUCAGGCCAGAUGAGGAUGAGCCGAGCUGAUUUUUUUCCUCUCUGUAUCUUCCUGAUUGUGCAGUGACCUGAGAAGUGCGCACACAUGUUCGGCACAUGUUUCCAUGCAUCAGUGGAAUGACUGGAUGCACUGUGCAGCCGGAGCGGGUCUGGAUCAUAUUGUAUCGCCUCUCCCUCUCUCUCUCCCUCUCCCUCUCUCUCACCCUUCCUCUAUCUCUUCCAACUCGGCUAAAACGCAGUAAAAACCUCCUCUCAGAAAACUGCCCUCACCCUUUCUUAUUUCAUCGUCCGUUAAGAAACCAGCGACGGCGUCAGACUCAGAAAUAGCUCCCAAACUCGGUCUGCAGAAGCUCAGCAUGCCACCGUGUCUCAAACUUUAAAAUAACCAUGAAAAUAUAGGUUCAUUCUGACUUAUAAUGCAUGUGUUGACAGUCUGAUACUUUCAAAUUACAAUGUUGCUGCUCCCCAUUACGCCUCCUCCUCACCACAAUGGAGACAUGCAUCCAGAUGAGCCGCUAAUGUCAUUUUCAGCCCGUGUGAAUCAAUACUUUUCUGGUUUUUAACCUUUUAAAGCUGCUUUUGCACGAUUGGCUUUCUGCAGGUGGAACAUGUGGCAGCUUUGAACCAUCUGUAUCAAGAGAGACAAGAACCAGAUCUAAAGAGAGGUGUCCCUGACGUGUCCCCUUUAGGAGAAGGACUCGAACCUUUUCUCUGCGAUUGGAGCCAUUAAGCUCGUAUUUACAUUACGGUCACAUGUUCUUCGCUUUAGCUGGAUCCAGUCACCCUGUUUGACACUGGGCCUGGUGUCCUAUGAGUUAUUGUGUGCAGGGCUGUCAUGUGCUGCAGACUUCCAGAGGCUUAAGACUUGGCCAAGUAACACAUAAACAUCCAACGUAAAACUCUCCAGAUCCGUGGCUGUCUUCUGCUGGAUUUCCCUUCACCAGGACCUUUAAUGGUAGGAAACUCUCUGUCAGGGAGAUCAGGGGGUUCAUGGUGAGGUCUUGCCAACCACUCUCAACAACUCGAUCAGAAGUAAAACCACAUAGAUCAGAGUAUAAGGUGGUUUUUGCUCCUUGAUACGUCCCCCUCCGCUACUUUUCAGCUCAUAGCAACUGGGCCAUCUCCUGUGAUGAACCAAAACAAUCGACAAACAAGUUAGCAUGAAGCUAAUGAGUUGUAUUUUUAGCGCUUAGCUUCCAACAAGAAAUUUCAGCUGUUCGAUGUGUGGGUCAACGCCAAAGAAAGCAGAAAUCGCCAAGACCAGUUUGAGGCACAUGGGUCUGGUGCUUCUGAAUGUUUUCACAGUCACAGUCCUUCAGUUAUGAUCCUGCUGGAAGGUCCAUUGAGUCCACUAUGGAUUGCUGUAUGUCAAGCGCUUCACUAACCUGAUUGGUCAAAGGUCUGUAGGAUCACCAGCGCCCCCUGGAAAAAUGUGAUGAACUGAAUAGUUCCAGACCCAUUGACCAGGAAGAACUGGUCUGACGUGGGCUAGGCUAACCCCCAAUUUCCACUGCAUCCGGAACAGCUACGAAAAGUCUGUAUCCGUCAAUUGUAGUUGAUCGUAACCAUUCAAGUUAACGUUUCAAUGUCCACCGCCUUCUUUCCGUUUCGCUGCAGAUCGACAGACUCUGCAACUGAUCGCAAGAGUUCUACUUUUUUCUGGACGCCGGAGCAUGCUGGAUAAAUUCAGCACAGAUUAACCCGUGCUGGAAAGGAACUCAUUAUUGCGCUAUUGCACGUAAUUCUGCUGGUUCUUUUGAGUUCUCACGAUUAUUGCUGUCCCGGAUGAGGGUUGUCUUAUACUUGGACCAAGACAGAGAAGAUUCUUCAUAAUUUUGGAGAUGAUCAGAUCAUGCUGAUUUUGUGAGCCGAGUAUUUUGCCAAACCGGACGCUGUUUGAGGCAGAAAGCUUUCCUUCAACUCCGAUCCAAGUUUUUUGGAGCGAUUCUAGUAAAUGAGACGAACACUUUGGUGAUUUUUAUUAAUCAUGACAGACAUCGAAUGAAUCAAAUUUGUGACACUCAGCCAAAAUGCUCCUCAGCCCUUUUUUUAUGUGCCGAUGAUCAAUAUGUUUGACAGGAGGGUGUAUACUGUGUGUUUUUAGGAAUCCCAGAGGAAUCAGAGAGUGUUUCCUGACGUGUUCACACCACCUCCGUAUGGCUCAGCUGAGGGGCCCAUUGUGUUAGAGUGGUGUGUUAGUGUGUGUGUGUGUGGGGGGGGUUGCCAUCCCCUUCUCUUCUGGUUUGUUUGUGGUGGGUGUCUGUUGAAUGGGACACCCCCCCCUCCAUGUAAUGAUCCCUCUACUUCCUAAAGCACUCAACCAUGACCAUCACCUUUCACCCCGCAGCCUCCCCCUCCAAAGAGCCGACAUUUACAUAUGUAAAAGUCCAUCUCCACCCUGUCUUCAGCUGGGGGGUCAUCUCUUCAGAGGCGGGUGUAAAAGGGUGAUAGUGAAGAAAACAACAAAAUAAGGGAGGAGGAGAUACAACAAGGUUAGCGUGAGGAAGAACCCUUUGACCUUAUCAGUGUAGGAGGUGCUGGGAAUCUUCCACGGCUCCCCCAGCGCUACAUUUACUCGUACUUUCCUCUGCACACUCCUGCUUUACCUCAGAACUGUCCGCUUUAACACAUCCACCCCGUACUCCAGUAUAUCCGUCUCUUCACUUCUAAACACCUCUCCGGGCUCGAGUUCACGAACCGAGCGUCCCCGAAAGAAGCGGUGAAAUACGAGGAGCUCUUUGAGAGAGUGAUGUAACAUUUAACAAAGCAGUUACAGGAGGUCGUGUUGCCCUGAAUAAAAGCAGGAAGAGACGAGAACCCGAAGAACAUAACUCUGAUCAGAUCCGUUUACAAGACUGCCACAGACUUAUAAACCUGCGCUGCAGACUUGACAUCAUUUGGACGAGAGGAUUUACUCUGAAACAGCAGAGAGUUUAAAAACGAGGGUUUGUUUUAAGGACUGUUCCUCCAACUGUGAAUGAUGUUAAAGUAGCAGAGAUGAAAAAUACUUCUGUAUCUGCAUCGGCUCGAGCCCUAAUGAUAUAUGAGAGAGAGAUCUGGGACCAAACCACCCUACUGCAUAAACCCCGAGUUCACUGGUACCAGAAUGAAGUCUCGACGAUGUUGCAAUUUUUUAAGUGUUUAGGGUCAGGAUUAGGGGUUAGGGUAAAAUCACUGUUCAGGACCUAUUUAUGAGCACAUUUCAGACCAUCUGGAGUUGAUAGGUACAAAAAAAUUAGGAAAAAUAUCAAAUUUUUGUUAAUUGUUAGGGUUACCUUAGGUUUCGGGACUUUAACCACAAUCGCUGACCAUCGAUCCUCUGUGAAACUCAAGGGAACAAGAUAGAGAUCUGGGACCAAGACCAAUCCGCCCUAUAUCAUGAACCCUGAGUUCAAUGGUACUGGACUGAAGUCUCUACGACGUUGCGUUCAAAAGCAGUUGGUGAUUUUAAAAAUCCCCAUUCUAGAGAAUGAGCUUGUCCAGGGCUGCUACCCUCUAUAGUAAGAUCGGACACACUUUUUCUAAGUGGUUAGGGUUUGGUAAAGGGUCAGGGGUUAGUGUUAAAAUCACUGUCCAGGACCUAUUUAUGAGCACAUUUCAGACCAUUUGGAGUCAAUAGGUACAAAUAAAAUUUGGAAAAAUAUUUUUAAAAAAGUGUUUGGGUACAGGGGUUUUAACCACCUGACUUGUGAACCUCGAGGGAACAAGAUAGAGAUCUGGGACCGUGACCAAACCACCCUAUUUUAUGAACCCUAAGUUCACUGGUUAAAAAGUAUCAGGCGAAUAAAAAAUCCCUGCUCAGGUGAAUGGUAUGGUGUGGGGCUGCUCCCCUCUACAGCGAGAUCGGACUCAGUUUGUCUUGUAAGUGUUUAGUGUUAAAAUUGCUGUCCAGGAAAUAUGUAGGAGCAUGUUUCAGACCAUUUGGAGUCGAUAGAUCCAAAAAAAAAAGUUUUACGGCUAGGUUAGGGUACAGGGGUUUUAACCACAAUCUCUGACCAGCGAUCCUCGGCGAACCUGAAGGGAUUGAGAUAGAGAUCUGGGACCAAGACCAAACAACUGUAUUUCAUGAACCUCGAGUUCACUGGUACUGGAAUGAAGUCUCUACGACGUUGCUUUCAAAAGUAAUUGGUGGUGUAACAAGUUGAUGGGAUGGUCUGGGGCUGUUUCCCUCUAUAGCAAGAUCAGACUCAGUAUUUCUAAGUGGUUAGGGUUAAAAAGACUGUCUAUGACCCAUGUAGGAGCACAUUUCAGACCAUUUGUAGUUGAUAAGUACAAAAAAAAAGAUGGUCUGAAUUUUUGUCCUCCUAAGUGUGUACAGUAGGAGCAGUUUGGCCUCACCCUCGCUCGAACCACACACUGAGAAAUCUCUGGAAAACCCUUUUUCCUUCAUCCUGGUUCAAACGGAGAUCGUCUCGUACAGUUGCGAGCGUCUUACAGCCUCAUAUUUAUUUGUCCAAAUCAAAUUCAGACUCUUGAGAUCAAAGUAUGUUGAGUUUUGUAAUUUGCUCCUUGGCUCGCUGAUCAAUAGCUCCAUGGAUCGGGUAUCCGUGUUUGACAAAUUGUUUAUCAGAGCAGCAACCGUCUUCUUCUAAUUGGAAACACAUGCGACGUAACAGACGGCGUUUACGAUCACAGGCAAGUACACAAACACAAAACCCUGUCUGAUGCUCAUUUACCAAAUUAAUUAGGCUUUCAGAUGGGUCACGAAUGGAUGACUUAAUACACACACAAACAGGCUCUCAGAUAUGGAGACCCUAACCAUAUGCAGCUGACUGCGAGCCCAGCCCAGCCUGGACCGUUUGAAACAGAACAUCCUCAUAAAGCGGAGCCACAUCAAGAGCAAUUUUCCUGCCAAUCGCAUUAGUGUCUCCACUUGGCUGCACUCUGAGUGUACGCUCUCCGAGGACUGUUUGCAGUUCAUGACCACGCUCGAAAAAGAGGGGAGAAGACAAACACAGUAGUAUUAUUAGAGCGGCAGUCAUGUGCCACCCUCUGUGUGCUCGCCUGCAGACGGGCCGUUGGAGCCUCAGAGGAGGCAGGAAUCCCAUCGUGUCUGUCUGGGAAAUCUGGGUAAAUGCUCUCUAAUCCCGUUGAUCUCCUCUAAAGCCAACACUUCCUCACCUGCCUGCCUGGCAGCCAUGGGAGAGUGAGCGCAGGCCAAAAAUAGGCCGAGAGGAGGUUACAGGGAUGAGCAGUUUGAUUCGUGGAUUCAGUCAAAUUCAAAUGAAAUAAACAUGAAAAAAGCAACUUUAUGUGAAAAACAAAAACCUUUUUAUCAUGACAAGAGAUUAUUUGGGAAUCCAUGAACAACAAGCUGGUUUUCCUCAAAGACACUUGGACCUACUCCGUCUUAUUUUUAAACCCUGCAUAUUUGAUCGAGUUUAAAAGAAGAGCCGCUAAAGUAGGGAUGUGAUUGUUUUUCAAAUUUACUCUGUUUUCUGAACUUUUGACUUCAAACAUGACAAGACUGAUCAUUUCUUUACAGUGGGCCGGUGGAUCCAAUCCACAAGCUUUAUUAUCAAUGUGUCAUUCCUCAGAAUCUGUCCGCCGUCUGGCUCUGCUGCGGAUCGGUUCAGGUGGCUGAAUCAGAUGCGCAGGGCUUCUAUUUUUGCAGAAUGCCGCAGCAGUUUUAUGCGGUUACAGAGUGAAAAAAUAAAAAUAAAAUAUCCGGUUAAUUUUCAAAAUAAAAUAAAGUCAAUAUGUUGAACUGUUCUUAGCUUGAUAAUAGGAGAGACUAGAGUUGUGGAAUGUGGGUGUUUAUAUUCACCACCGUUUAUAUUCACCAAUCUGCGGAUCUUAUUCUAUGACUCCCGGGGAAACACGCAAGAGCUCGUGAGAUCUCGUCCAGUCUCGCGAGAAAUAUCGGUAAUCUCGCAAGCGCUUCUCCUCCGAUGGCAGCGGAUCGGAUCUCCUUUCCCUUAUGUCAUCUCCCACUCUUUCCCUAAUUUCCUGCUCCAAUCCUAAUCAUAUCCUUUCAAAAUAAAAGCACAGGAGCCCAAAAGAGAAAGGGUUUUGAUUUGUCCACAGGGGGCGCCAAAAUACAAGCAAAAGUUACUCACAAAACAACUUCAUAAACCCAGAGUGAUAUCUCAAACCUAUUUUGUAAUCUAAUAAAUCAUAUGAUCAAAUUUAUCCAAAAUAUUCUGAUAAAAAUUUUACAAAAUUAUCGAAAAUAUUUGUGAAUUUUGGUGAAAGACAAACCGAGUCCAGACUCGAUGGCUCUAACUUUUGCUCCUGAUUCAGUUAGGUAGACAGUUCUUCCGUUCUCCUGAGUCUUGUCUGACACCAGCUCCUCUCCACCAUGUGCGGUUAAAGUCAUUUUAAUCUUUCCUCUCUUUCUGUCCGCUCUAUUGUUCCUCCCUCAUUUUUUCACUUUCUAUCGCUCGCCUCAGUGGAACGACCGUCUCCUGCUUCAUUCAGUCAGCCAGACGUUUUUUUUCUCCUCCUUUUUUGUGAAUGGACGACAGUGUGUAAUUACCUGGGCUGAGCUUUCAGUGUGGCCCGCUUCGUCAGCUCCACACCCACUCUACACACACACACACACACACACGUACGCACUUUUCAGCAUAUGUGCACACUGAUCGCCAAGAUUGCUAAUACACACACGCUCCAACGUGCACUCUCACACUCGUGCACACACAUAAAUACAGGCCUCCCCAGCUGGAAGUGCACAGCUGCUGCUGUUUACCCUGUCGGGACCAGAAAAACAUCCUGUACAGUUCUCCGGGUGAAAACCUCCCCUCACAUAAUAAACACAAGCCCUCGGCACAGUUUGAAGCUCCACUUUGGGUGGUUUCUGUGGCCGUCGAGGCAAAGGUCCCCUCCAGCAGUGCGGCUUGAUCGACAGUUUGGUGAGCAGGAGAUGGAGCAGAUGCCUUUGGGGGGGGAUUUAAACUGGAAAAAGUUGCCAAAAAACAAAACUUAAAUGUCUCUUUUUGUGGUUCUCUGCUGGAAAAAAAAAAGUUAAACUUCUGGCUAACAUCUGGACACCGAUCGGAAAGAAUGCCAAACACAGAUUGGGUGUAUAUGCUGUUCCAACAGAGGUGUGACACUCGCUUUCAUCAGUGUGCAGACAUCUCUCUGGCCCGGAGAGUUGUUUACCUCCGAGCUCGACUUUGACAGAGGAAGUUUUGGCUGCUGUUGUGUCUGGAAGAGAGAAGAAAAGUGGGCGAGGACACUUUGGGCUGCAGGAAUGCAGUCGUGUGUGAGCGUGUGUGUGUGUGUGUGUGUGUGUGUGUGUGUGUGUGUGUGUGUGUUUAUACGUGUCUGUCUGCUGCUCUGUGCUUUAGAGCUGACAGUCACUUAAGCAUUUUGGCUGGCACGUAAAGGAGAUUCCUGUGCAGACAGAAGAAUCUGCAUUCAGCUUGAAGCCUGAUGACAGUAGAAUCAGGGCAGGGCUGAAGGACACAAAGAGUAGACAAAAGCUGCCGUCUGUGUGCCAGCGCUCACCUCUCUGUAUGUCUCCACAGCGGUGGCAUUUCACAGCCCUCCGGUCAACAUCAAGAAGGAGCCGCAGAGCCCGGGAUCAGACCCCAGCCAGUCCUGUAGCCACAAGCAGAGCUUCAGCUACCCCAGCGGAGAGCAGUGCCUUUAUGCCAGGUACACCAGGUCCUCCCAAAGACACGCCGGACUACAAAGUCCAAACGCCUUCAGAUGUUUCACAGAGUCGAAGCACAAACACACUUUCGAACUUAUCUCCAGAGUUUCCUCUUCCUGGAUGUAGUUUUUUAGGUGCCUUAUAAUCAGGUGCGCCUUAUGUAUAAACUCUGGUUGUACUUACUGACCUCAAACCGUUUUUAUGUGGUACACAGCGCUCAAAAAUCUGUCAAAAUGUUUAAUUACGACUUCAGUAAGCUACAAAGUCGCACAGCCUGAUGGUUUGUCGGAAUAAAGUUUGACUUAUCUGACUGUUUUCUUUGGCUUAAUGCGUUUUAUAAUCCGGUGUGCCUUACAUAUGAAAAUAGACGCGAAUAGACGCGCUCAUUGAUGGUGCACCUUACAAUCGGGAGCUCCUUAUAGUGCGAAAAAUACAGUGUUUCAUCUGUGAGGUUUUGAUUUGAAUUUGAGUUGAUUUAACACCAAACUUUUACACUUGAUUUACCUUUUCAGAAACAGAUUUCCCCUGACAGUUUCUCAAAAGCGUCUUCUCUGAAAUUCUCCAGAAUUGUAAUUUCUACAUCCAGGAUUCAUCAGUCACAUGUUUUUACUCACAAAAUGAAACCAAAACUAUCUCAUAAACCAAAGAUUAUGAACGCUAACAGAUCACUGUAGUUUUCUAACUGUAUGACUGUGACUCUUUCUUCAUUAGGAGUUUCUGCUUCCUAGUUUUGGCUCCUCGAUAAGAACAAAACGUAAUUUAUUCGAGCCCUGAUAUGUACGCUGAUUUAUUACCCUUCUGUCUUUUUACCGACAUCCUUUUGUUACUGGAGAAUAGAGGAAACAAAACUUCUUCACUUCCCCUCUGAAAACAGUCAUCCUCGUCCAAUCGGCCGUGUGAGUCAUGCAUAAAUCAACACGGCUAAAACACUGACCGCACGCUAUUGACCACUCAACCCCUGACCAUUAGUAUGUUUGUUAUAUUGACUGAAAAUAACCAGUAAACCUGCCAGCCCUCCCCGGUUGACCCUGUUGUUACAUCAGCCUUCAUGCAUGUAUGUAUGUAUGUCCUGGUUCAUGUGUGUUAACGUGUGUUCAUGUGUUCAAUGUUUCAGUGCCUAUGAGCAGAAAAGGGCUGCAGGAGGAGCCAAGAGCUCCUGCCCAGGGACCCCCAUGUCUCCCAUGCAGCAGCAUUAUUCCCCCAAACCCGCAACGGCCGGACGGCCUGAUGCGGGCUACAUGAACCCUGCUGCCACCUCCCAGCCGCUGCCUAGCAACAGUUACCCCAUCAACGCCAGGUGAUUGAUAUUUCCCGUGCAAAGAACUCAUAAUCAGUGCCGCCUGUAUUAUAGUGAAUUCAUAAUUUAUCAACAAAAUCUCAUCUAAAAUGUUGGAUUUUUGUAUUAAACAUGAUCAAAUUUUAAUGUAAACCUGAGUCAGAUUAACUCCAGGAUGAGAUUACAUGAAAUUUACCCAAUUUGUGACAUCACCAAUUGUGUAAUCUCCUUAUAAGGGCAAAACAAACGUACCGUAUACUAUUGUGGGGCAUUAGGGCCCCCCAAAAUACUCCCAUUUUGAAUUAUUUGUCAUUUUGAAUCAAGAAAUACUGAUAAACUCAUAAUGACCUCUUCGUAGCAUGGCAACAGUGGAAGAAGCUCAUAGAGAGUUAGGUUCCAGAGUGCUCUGAAGAGCCUUAAAAUGUUAAUAACUGAAGUUAAAUGUUAAAGAGGCUGAAAAAAGUUUCAAAGAUACCAAUCCAAGAGAAACAGGCAAUUUUUUGGGUCUUAAAUCAAGCUAGGCGACAAAAACGGAAAAGAAAGAAACGUAAUAAAACACGUGAAAAUGAGCAGAGUAAUUUUAGUUUUAAUAUUUAUUAGGAACAUGUUUGUUGAAUUUGUUGAAUUUUUUAAGCUCUUUUGUGUGAAAUUUUUUAAAUAAUUGAUUGACCUGCGUUCAGAAAUGUACAAAAAUAUUAUGAUAUAAAAAUAUAGAGGUAUGCACAUCGGCUAGCGGGAUAGUUGGGAUCAAGUCCGGCCCUGACCAUGUGCUCCAAAAAUAAAUAAAUAAAAGAAAUAUAUAUUUAUUAAAGUAUAAAAACAUGAGUAAAAUCAUCUUUGACAAAAACAGUGUUAAUGUUAUUUUACCAAAAAUGACUCAAACCAGAAACAAGUUGAUCAUUUUCAGAAGCUAAAAAUGCAAAAGAAGUUUUUGUGUGAAAGUAACUGAGCGAACAUGUUAAUAGUCACGAGUACUGCACCAUUAAUAAAUGAUUCUUUAAUUGCAUGUUAAAUGAAUGAAUCAAACAUAAAUGUUCAUGAUCAUAAAGUGAGUUUUUGUGUCUGAUGUCUCAGCUCCAGGUAUCAGGGCCCCUCAGGUGACCCCAUGUGCCCCCAGUUCCCUCCACCAGGGCAGACCUUCCAGCGUAUGCCAUCCGCUCCAGCCGGACACGGAGGCAGCGGGGCUGGUGGAGGUGGAGGAGGGGGACCAGGGGGCGGGGGUGGAGGCGGAGGGGUCGGGAGUUAUCACCGGCAGCACUCUGACCCCUGCAUGCCCUACCUGCAACAGAGCUUUAAGCAGGAGUACCUGGACCCGCUGUACGAGCGGGCGGCUCACAUGGGCGGACCUGGGCAUGGCAGCGGAUCUGGACACGGACACGGGCACGGACAUCACCCUCACCCACAUCCUCACUCCCACUCCCACUCCCACCCACAUCCACAUCCACACUCACACCCGCUCCCACACAGGUUCCCACCAGCUCACAUGAUGGUGAAGCAGGAGCCGACAGACUACACCUACGAGCCUGGUGAGUGACGCUGACUUCUGUCAACCAUUUGAGUUCGGAGAGCUUAUCUGACUCUAUUCUGAGAAUUUAGACGUUUAUUCUGAGCAAACAAAAAGUCACGACUCUCGUCUUUUGCACUGAAAAAACUCAGAUCUUGACAGAGUUUCUGUUUUACUUCGAGCAGUUAAAUCUUAUUAAACCACGUUCACCUGACAAGUCCAGAAAAAAGUCUCAUUUCAAGGUUUUAAGAUCUGAUUUGCUUGAAAUGAGUGAAAAAAUCUACCAGUGGAAUAAGAAAACAAUUAACCGGCAAGUUUUCUGAAACAAAGACAUUUCUCAUUUUAAAUAAACUUGAAAAGUAUAUUCUAUAAAUCUUCAUUCAGAGGUUUUUUACACACUGCAAACAGUUCAGGUCUUAUUUUUGACGUGUCAGAUCUUGAGAUGACACAUUUUGGCUUAAAUGAAGCGUAAUAAGGACAGAAACACUCACUAAAUGUAGUUUUUUUUUAAGUGUAGUAACUCCUAAUUCCCUGAUAUAGACCUAAACUGAAGAUGUGCAUGAAGAAUUCACUUAAAACUUAGUUUACUGUAGAGGGAUUUGAACUUGCAACCCUUUUUUCAUUAUUUCAGUUAAAUUAUCAGAAAGUUUUUGCAUUUGUAGCUUCUCAUGUCUCGUAAGAAUUUUUGCAGGAAUAUGCAGUCCCUUUGCAUGCUCACCAAAGGUCUUAAAAAAGAGGCGAAAAAGUUAACAGAAAUAAUGUCCACAGCUGAGUUAAAUGGAGGUUUUUACUCGUCUACAUGAUUAAAUUGAAGCUGAGUCUGCACAUGUGCUCUGUAACUAGAAUCUGUGUGAUGUUAAAGAUAAUUUAUGAGCGUUAUUUGGCCUUGAACUCUGCUUCACAAACGUCUCUUUAUGGACAAACCCUCUCCAGUGUGCCGAGAGAACUCAAGAACAAAAUGUCCAAAAGGCAAACAAACUUCUUCACUGUAUCUCCACUCCUCCUCCUCCUCCUCCUCCAAAACUCCUCCUUUCAACCCUCUGACACUCAGCAAAGCGAAGAAAAAAAGCAUUUUUUUCCCUGCUGCAGCCCCCCUCUCCCUCCACUCUCUGUGAGAGAGCGAGAGAGGUAGAGGAAUUUCAUUGAGAAAAUGGAGGGCACUGGAAAGACUAGAGUCCCUGGUGGAGUGCUCCAGGGUUUCAGGUUGCACCAGCGGCUUCCUUUUUCUGCAGGCAGAUGAACUCAUAAUGGAAAAAUGAGCGUGGCCGCAGUAACCCGAACCUCUCACUGGCUGGGCUCGGGGAGGAGAGGGUGGGGGGGUAUGGGGUGGGUGACUGGGGGGGAAGACGGGGUGGGGUGGUGAGCCCAGGCGCUCUGAAAACAAGCAGAGAAACCAGCUUCUCUGCCUGGAUCUCUGAGUUUAAAACAAGGAGGAGAAAUGAAAUACAGUGUCCUCAUUCACCUGCAUUUGAACUGCCUCAGGAAGCUCGUCUCACGUCUUUAACUGAUCCAUGACUACGCACAUGCCUGUGGUGCUCAAACUAACACAACACACACUUUUACUUCAGGACAUAAAAAACCAGAGGGAGAGGGAUCUCAUUCUUCUCUAUCUGUGUUUUUUAAUACUCGUGUUCGUGCAGCCUGGAGAAAAACAUACAGAAAGUACAAAAGGAUGUUUUUUUUGUGGAUAACAGCUGGGAGGAGGAGAGAGUAAAGUUUGGUGGAGUUUCCUCAGAGUGUCUCUGAUAUGAGAUUGACCAACGAGACUCAAAAGGGCAGAGUUUAUCGCUGUUUUGGAGACAAAUAAACAAUAUGCAGCACGUCUCAGGAGAUAAUAGAGACAGAGUUCAACAUUUGCCCCGGUUAACUUGUUACUUGAGGUCAUAAUGGGAGUUUGCGUCCUGUUGAUAGCACCAGCACACAUUUGAUAUUUCUGUUCAGCAAAAGCAUCAGUGGUUUCUGAAGUUUUAUGUGACUCAGCAGUUAAAAGAGUUUAAAAGAGGAUGUCUUUAAAGCUCCAGUAACUUGGUGCUAAGUUACCACUGUUACUCCACAUAUGUUGAUGUGCAGGACAGGAAUCUGUCACAGCCAUGGACGUAUAAAACAGAACCUGUCUCAUAUCCAUCAUUAAAACCCAUUAAAAAAUUGAAAAAAUAAAAAAAUCCAUAAUUUUGUUUAAAAUUUUUUAUUGUAAAGUAUAAUGAAAAGGGCAUAGUAUAGUUUGUUAAAAAAAACUUGUUUUUGACGAAAAAAUGGUAUAGUAUAGUAUGAUAAAAAUGUCAAAGUAUAGUAUGUUAUAAAAUCUUAAACUUAAGGAUUAAAAAAAUAUCAAAGUAUACUAUGAUUAAAUGUCAUCGUAAAGUAUGUAAAAAAUGUAUGAUAAAAAUGUCAUGAUAUAAUAUGUUAAAAAGUAAUAUUUUAGUUUAAGAAAUAGCAUAUUUGUAUAAAAAAUGUCAAAGGACAGUAUGAUAAAAAUGUCAUAGUAUAAUAUAUUUAAAAUUUCAUUCAUAUUUCAGUUUGAAAAAAAAGGAAUAUUUAAGUAUAUAAAUAUGGCAUGGUAUAGAGUAAUAAAAAGGUCAUAGUAUAGUAUGAUAAAAAAGUGUCGUAGAAUAGUAUGAAAAAAAAGUUCAUAGUAUAGUUUGAUAAAAAAAAGUGUCAUAAUAUAGUAUGAUAAAAAUGUCAUAGUAUAGUAUGAUAAAAAUGUCACAGUACGGCAUGUGAAAAAUUUCUAGUUAGGUAUGACAAAAAAGGUCAUAGUUUAGUAUGAUAAAAUUGUCAUGGUUACGUAUGAUGAAAAAGUCAUAGUAUAGUAUGAUAAAAAAGGUCAUAGUAUGAUAAAAAUGUUAUAGUACAGCAUGUGAAAAAUUUAUAUUUAAGUAUUAAAGAAAGUGUCAUAGUAUAGUACGAUGAAAAAUGUCAUAGUAUAGUAUGUUAAAAAAUGUUAUACUCAAGUAUGAAAAAAAGUGUCUUAGUAUAGUAUGAUAAAAAUGUAAUAGUAUAAUAUGUUAAAUGUCAUACUUAAGUAAUAAAAAAAUUGCAUAUUUUAGUAUGAAAAAUAUAAUAGUAAAGUAUGCUUGAAUUGUUAUAGUAUAGUUUGUUGAAAAUGCCACAGUAUAGCAUGUGAAAAAUUUCUAGUUAAGUAUUAAAAAAGGCAAAGUAUAGAAUGUUGAAAAUGUAAUAGAAUAGUAUGUUAAAAAAUAUACUUUAGGAUAAAAAAGUAGUGUGAUAAAAAGGUCAUAGUAUAGUAUGUUAAAAAUGUCAUAGUAUAGUAUGAUGAAAACGUCUUAGUAUAGUGUGUGAAAAUGUUUUAUUUUAGGAUGUAUAAAGAUAUCAAAGUAUAGUAUGAUAAAAAUUUAUACUUCAGUAUGAAAAAAAUGUCAUAGUAUAGUAUGAUAAAAUAGGACAUAGUAUAGUAUGUUGAAAAUGUCAAAGUAUAGCAUGUGAAAAAUUUCAUACUUAGUUAAAGAUAAAUUGGCAUAGUAUAAAAUGAUAAAAAUGAAAAACAAUAGUUAUUAAAGAAUUAUUUUAGGGUGAAAAAAAUAUCAUAGUAUAGUAUGAUAAAAAUGUCAUAGUAUAGUAUGAUAAAAAAAAAGUGUCAUAGUAUAUUAUGAGAAAAAAAUGUCAUAGUAUAGUAUGAUAAAAAUGUCAUAGUACAGCAUGUGAAAAUUUUAUAUUUUGGGAUAAAACAAAUGUCAUAGUAUAGAAUGAUAAAAAUGUCAUAGAAUAGUAUGAUAAAAAAUAUCAUAGUAUAGUAUGAUAAAAAUGUCAUAGUAUAGUAUGUAAAAAAAUGUUAUACUUAAGUAUAAAAAAUUUUGCAUAUUUAGGUAUGAAAAAAUGUCAUAGUAUAGUAUGACACAAAUGUCUUAGUAUAGUAUGUUAAAAAUGUCAAAGUAUAGCAUGUGAAAAAAAUUGUAUUUAUGAAUAAAAAAAUGUCAUAGUUUAGUAUAAUAAAAAGGGUCAUAGUAUAGCAUGUGAAAAAUGUUAUAUGUAAGUAUGAAAAAAAUGCAUAUUUAGGUAUGAAAAAAUGUUAUAGCAUAAUAUGAUAAAAAUGUCAUAGUAUAGUAUGUGAAAAAUAAAUAUUUUAUGAUGAAAAAAAUGUCAGUAAAUUAUUUAAAAAAAUGUCAUAGUAUAGUAUGAUAAAAAUGUCAUAGUAUAGUAUGAUAAAAAUGUAUACCUUAGUUUGGAAAAUGUCAUAGUAUAGUAUGAUAAAAUAGGACAUAGUAUAGUAUGUUGAAAAUGUCCUAGUAUAGUAUCAUACAGUGUCAUAGUAUAGUAUGAUAAAAAUGUCAUAGUACAGCAUGUAAACAAAUUCUAUUUUAGUAUGAACAAAAUUUCAGUUUAGUAUGAUAAAAAUGUCAUAGUAUAGUGUGAUAAAAAUGUCAUAGUAUAGUAUGAUAAAAAUUUAUAACUUAGUAUGGAAAUAUGUCAUAGUAUAGUAUGAUAAAAUAGGACAUAGUAUAGUAUGUUGAAAAUGUCAUACUAAAGCAUUUGAAAAAUUUCAUACUUAGUUAUAGAAAAAAUUUCAUAGUAAAGCAUGUGAAAAAAGUCAUAGGAUAGUAUUAAAAAAAUGUCAUAGAACAGCAUGUGAAAAUUUUCUAGUUAAGUAUGACACAAAUGUCAUAGUAUAAUAUGAUAAAAAUGUCAUAGUAUAGCAUGUGAAAAAUAAAUAUUUUAUGAUGAAAAAAAUGUCAUAGUAUAGUAUGUGAAAAAUUUAUAUUUUAUGAUGAAAAUAAUGUCAUACUAUAGUAUGAUAAAAAAUGUUAUAGUAUGGUUUGAUAAAAAAGGUCAUAGUAUAGUAUGACACAAAUGUCAUACUAUAGUAUGACACAAAUGUCAUAGUAUAGAAUGUGGAUAAAAAAGUAUUUUUGAAUAAAAAAAAUGUCAUAGUUUAGUAUAAUAAAGAGGGUCAUAGUAUAGCAUGUGAAAAAUGUAUGAAAAAAUGUCAUAGUAUAAUAUGAUAAAAAUGUCAUAGUAUAGUAUGAUAAAAAUGUUAUAGUAUGGUUUGAUUAAAAAGGUCAUAGUAAAGUAUGAUAAAAAAAUGUCAUAGUAUAGUAUGAUAAAAAAAAAUUAUAUUUUAGUAUGAAAAAAAAUUUUCAUAAUUUAGUUGUCACAACCUAGUUCUUAGGCUGUAACAAAAAUGGGAGGCGAGACAAGUUAAACAGUUAUUUAUUACAAAAACACAGAGAAAAUACAACAAUCAAAAACAGUUUUCUUAACAAUUAAACCAUCGGCUGCUCCACGCUGGACGCUCAGCAAUGUGUGCCAUAAGAGAUAGGAAGAGCCACUGAAUCCAGGAGGAGUAUUAUAAGCUGAGGACUAGUCUGGGCCAAGGCGUAGCACAUCUUCUGAUUAGGAUGGCCCCGUUUGUACCUGACCCUGCAACAAAGUACUAAAAAAAACCCCAAACCAGCAAACCAGCCAAACAGUAGCACCUAUUGUAAUGUAUAAUAUUAUAGGUCAUAGUAUAGUAUGAUAGAAAUUUUCAAAUUUGAGGAUAAAAAAAAAUGUCAAAGUAUAGUAUGAUAAAAAAAAUAUCAUAGUAUAGUAUGAAAAAAAAAUGUCAUAGUAUAGUAUGAUAAAAUAGGACAUAGUAUAGUAUGUUGAAAAUGUCAUAGUAUAGUAUGAUAAAAAUGUCAUAGUACAGCAUGUAAAAAAAUUCUAUUUUAGUAUGAACAAAAUUUCAGUUUUUAUAAAUCUCUAGUUAAGUAUGAAAAAAAUGUCAUAGUUUAGUUUCAUAAAAAUGUCAGUAUUGUAUGAUUAAAAUGUCAUAGUAUAGCAUGUGAAAAAUUUAUAUUUUAGAAUGAAACAAAUGUCAUAGUAUAGAAUGAUAAAAAUGUCAAAGUAUAGUAUGAUAAAAAAAAUAUCAUAGUAUAGUAUGAUAAAAAUGUCAUGGUACAGUAUGUUAAAAAUGUUAUACUUAAGUAUAACAUUUUUUGCAAAUUUAGGUAUGAAAAAAUGUCAUAGUAUAGUAUGACACAAAUAGUAUGUUAAAAAUGUCAAAGUUUGAAAUGUGAAAAAAAAUUGUAUUUAUGAAUAAAAAAAUGUCAUAGUAUAGUAUGUUAAGAAUGUCAAAGUAUAGCAUGUGAAAAAAAUUGUAUUUGUGAAUAAAAAAAAGUCAUAGUUUAGUAUAAUUAAAAAGGGUCAUAGUAUAGCAUGUGAAAAAUGUUCUAUGUAAGUGUGAAAAAAAAAGCAUAUUUUAGUAUGAAAAAAUGUCAUAGUAUAAUAUGAUAAAAAUGUCAUAGUAUAGCAUGUGAAAAAUAAAUAUUUAAUGAUGAAAACAGUGUCAUAGUAUAGUAUGUGAAAAAUUUAUAUUUUAUGAUGAGAAAAGGCAUACUAUAGUAUGAAAAAAAUGUCAUAGUAUAGUAUUAAAAAAAAUGUCAUAGUAUAGUAUGAUAAAAAUGUCAUAGUAUAGUAUGAUAAAAAUGUAUACCUUAGUUUGGAAAAAAUGUCAUAGUAUAGUAUGUUGAAAAUGUCAUAGUAUAGUAUGAUAAAAAUGUCAUAGUACAGCAUGUAAACAAAUUCUAUUUUAGUAUGAACAAAAUUUCAGUUUAGUAUGAUAAAAAUGUCAUAGUAUAGUGUGAUAAAAAAUGUCAUAGUAUAGUAUGAUAAAAAUGUAUACCUUAGUAUGGAAAUAUGUCAUAGUAUAGUAUGAUAAAAUAGGACAUAGUAUAGUAUGUUGAAAAUGUCAUAAUAAAGCAUUUGAAAAUUUCAUACUUAGUUAUAGAAAAAAAUGUCAUAGUAUAGCAUGUGGAAAAUUUCUAGUUAAGUAUGACACAAAUGUCAUAGUAUAAUAUGAUAAAAAUGUCAUAGUAUAGCAUGUGAAAAAUAAAUAUUUUAUGAUGAAAAAAAUGUCAUAGUAUAGUAUGAUAAAAAUGUUAUAGUAUGGUUUGAUAAAAAAAGGUCAUAGUAUAGUAUGAUAAAAAUUUAUAUUUUAUGAUGAAAAAAAUGUCAUACUAUAGUAUGAAAAAAAAUGUUAUAGUAUGGUUUGAUAAAAAAUGUCAUAGUAUAGUAUGAUAAAAAUGUCAUAGUAUAGUAUGUUAAAAAUGUCAUACUUAAGUAUAAAAAAAUGUGCAUAUUUAGGUAUGAAAAAAUGUCAUAGUAUAGUAUGACACAAAUGUCAUAGUAUAGUAUGUUAAAAAUGUCAUAGUAUAGCAUGUGAAAAAAAUUGUAUUUAUGAAUAAAAAAAAUGUCAUAGUUUAGUAUAAUAAAAAGGGUCAUAGUAUAGCGUGUGAAAAAUUUAUAUUUUAUGAUGAAAAAAAUGUCAUACUAUAGUAUGAUAAAAAUGUUAUAGUAUGGUUUGAUAAAAAAGGUCAUAGUAUAGUGUGAUAAAAAAAAAUGUUAUAGUAUAGUAUGAUAAAAAAAUUUAUAUUUUAGUAUGAAAAAAAAAUUGCAUAAUUUAGUUGUCACAACCUAGUUCUUAGGCUGUAACAAAAAUGGGAGGCGAGACAAGUUAAACAGUUAUUUAUUACAAAAACACAGAGAAAAUACAACAAUCAAAAACAGUUUUCUUAACAAUUAAACCAUCGGCUGCUCCACGCUGGACGCUCAGCAAUGUGUGCCAUAAGAGAUAGGAAGAGCCACUGAAUCCAGGAGGAGUAUUAUAAGCUGAGGACUACCAGCCAAACAGUAGCACCUAUUGAUAGUGAGCAGUCGUCACAUAGUGUGAAAGAGAAGAAUCAUAGUAUAGUACGUGACAAAUGUUACAUUUUAUGGUGAAAAAAAUGUAAUAUUAUAGUAUAAUAGUAUAGGUCAUAGUAUAGUAUGAUAAAAAAUUUCAGAAUUGAUAUUUUUUAUUUUAGUAUGUAAAAAACUAAAUGUUUUCUUAUGAUAAAAAAAAUUUAGUAGUAUCGUAUGAUAAAAAUGCCAAAGUAUAGUAUGUUAUAAAAUCUUGAAGGAUAAAGAGAAAUGUCAUAGUAUAGUAUGAUGAAAAUUUCAGAUCUGAGGAUAAAGAAAAAUGUCAUAGUAUAGUAUGAUAAAAAUGUCAUAGUAUAGCAUGUGAAAAAUUUUGAUCAUUUUAGUAUUGAAAAAAUGUCAUAGUAUAGCAUGUAAAAAAAAUAUUUUAUUAGACUAAAAAAAAGUCAUAGUAUAGUAUGAUAAAAAUGUUAUACUAUAAAAUGUAGUAUAAUUCUAAUUCUUAUCUAACUAUGAAAAAAAAUGGCAUAUUUUAGUAUGAAAAAAUGUCAUAGUAUAGCAUGUGAAAAAUUUAUAUUUUAGAAUGAUAAAAAUGUCAUAGUAUAGUAUGACAAAAAUGUCAUAGUAACGUAUGAUAAAAAUAAAGCAUAGUUUAAAAAUGAGGGGAUUUGUGAAAACUAGACUUGAGUUGAAAUCUGCAAGAUGUUCCACGUCCCUGUUUUGAGUGCAGGAAAUAACAAACAGAAAAUCCAAAACCUCAAAAAUGUACAACUGUUUCCACAAAAGUCUUGUGGGGCCCUUAUACUCUGUUGUAAUUCUCAGGGACAAAAGUCAAAAACUUUUUCAAUGCAUUUCAGUUUCAGAGUACUACAGUUGGCGGUAUGAAACUGUUAAAAACACACAAUAUACAGUAACAUGGGGCAUCGUAGUGGAAAACAACAAACAACCAAUUAAAUCAAUCUUGACCAUUUAAAAGUCAGGAAAAAAAUCCUUUUGAAAACUUUUUAUGAACGGAUGAUCUUUGUUCAAAUUUAAUUGAAUAAAUCAUAUUUAAUUGCCUAAUUCUGUUUCUUUCAGGGAGCUAAUUGGAUAAUUUGUGCUCAGUGAGUUUAUGAAUGGAUACAAACUGAACAUAGACAUGAAUGAGUUUUAUAGCUCUCAGUGGUUUCUGUUUAUUUGCUGUUUGUUUAUUUAUGGUUGUAUAACCUCAAAAAAACGUCUAAGGCGUUGGCAUGUAAUGGGAAGAGUGUAAUGGAGCGUACAAAGAGGUGUACCGAAGUAAAUGGCGUGUAAAGACAACAACACCUGUGUUUUCUACUGUCGGCAAAGUAAACAAAGAGAGCCAAAUAUCACAGGUCUGCAGUCUCAUUCAGACGGCCUGAGAAUAAGGCUCCUACUUUCACAUACAAAGAGGCAUUCCUCGCUUAAUCACCGCCAUUGUAUCACAUGAAAGACACAAAAUGGUCAUGCCUCUCGGUGCACAGUUAACCCCGGCUGCUCUCACACCUAAUCUGCCCAUCACUCCCUGGUGGGAGCGCUGCCAUCGCAGGCGGACGUAUUAUUUACAGUAUGAUCGAGUGCUGCCGUGCCAGAAUGGAGGGCUUGAUUUUUCCCCAAUGGCAUCUUAUCGCAGUCGCUGAGCUGCAGCUGCAUUCCCCACGAGUGAGUCACAAACCGGAGCCAGAGGCCGAGAGCUGCACCUUUACAGUUUUUAUGCUCUCGCUCGUCUUGUUCACUUCGCUCACAGACGAAAUCAAAGCAGACAAACACACAUCGACAAUAGUCUGACACGCCUGUUUUCACACUAAAGAAAGAGACACAAAAACACACACACAAAGGUGAGCGCAGCGGUCACAGGAUGGGCGACGCCCCUUCAGAUUACAGAAGUCAUUAAAACAUAACUGUGCUUCAGAAGUGUCCCAACACGCAGAGGAGAGAGCCCGAGGCUAAACGAGGAGGUUAUACAAUCUAUUUCUGUGGAUGCACCGAUUCCAGACAGGCGGUGAUGAGCUCAGAUAAGGUGCAGACACUGAAUACUGGACCACUUUUCUGGUCUGCUGGAGGUGCUGCAGUCUCAUGGCCUAAAAAUACCCCCAGAGACAAGAGACGCGAUAUGAUAAAUGUACAGUUUGUCCUUGCGACGCGGAGGACGAUCACACAAUAUGUCCGUAUAAAACGCCGCAUCCAAACGCCACGCUGAGUGAGCAGUAUUUAGGAGGUUUUAUUCACUCUGGCUGCAGAAAAGAGUAAAAAAUAGGACGCGAAGUGUGCGAAUUCCUGUUAAUCAGAAGAAAAUCUGCUUUUUCUUUAUCUUUGAACCAUUAUCACCUGAACUACGAACCAAACACUCACAUGAUUCCACUCUAAGUUUGUUUUUGUUAAUUUAAAUACCUCAUUUGGAAUCACCGAACCAGAACAGACAUUUCUGCUGCACUGACACUGAAACAAAAGUUUUUAUUUAUCAUGUUAGACGAUGUUUGAGAGAACUGGUGGAAAAAUAAGUUAUUCUGUCUUCAGUUUUAAGCUCAUUUUGACCCAAAGCUGCUUGUGUGUCUGUUGCAGAUGUGCCUGGAUGCCCCUCUAUGUACCACCACAGUGAGGGCUACCCCAACCCCCAGCACAGCAGUGAAGGUAACAUGAACUCCAAACGUCUCCUCUCCUCUGACACUUUAUCGAGAAAGUCCAUUUUACUGGUUGAAGCUCUGUGGUCACUGGCCGUCGCCUCACCCCUGAAUAAAAAGAGGAAAAAAAAGGAUCAACAAAAGUUCUUCCCUCUGCUCUCGUUGUUUGUUCAGUGACACUUUCAGCAUAAAGGCGGAUUAAGAGGAAUCUGAAAGGACGAACAGUGUUAUCAUAAAUUCACUCACAGGGUUGAUGUUAUUGAAUGUGAUUAUUUUAAAGUUCAGAGUUUUGUUUUUAAAUAUGUGACCUAAUUCUGCUCUCCGUUUGUCUCUCAGGUUAUCUGUUUGAAAAUGACUCCCGCGUCGUCCCCGAGAAGUUCGAAGGUGAGCCCCUUCCUCCACACACGUUUUCAUGUCCCCUCUCGUGAACUCAGGAGGGUGUUUUCGGCUGACGUGCAGGUAAAGCAGGGAAACUUAAGCCACCUUGCACACGCUGUUCGUUCUAGCUGACCUGUCUCCUCGCACUGACGUCAGGCCUGCUUGUGUAACAGCUACGCACUCUCGGGCUUAGUUAGUGGGUUUAGUUUCUGCGCACACACGAUGCGGGGCUCCUCUGUCAGGGCGAGAGUCGUUUCCCAUGGUGUCAGCGGCGCCGGUGAUUGACGUUAAAGGAGAUUGAGUGGAGAGCCCGAGGGUGUCAGCGCAGGUUCAACCAGUGAAGUGUGCAAGCUCUCUGAGAGACAACAGCGGUAACCUAGCUGGGCGUCUCGUAUUCCCACACUUGUGUACAACAUAUCCGGUGACCAGUAAACAAACAGGAACACAAAUCCUUUUACCUACAUGUGGCUUUAACCCAGUGUAACUAAUCAGCUGUUGUUUUGAGUCUUACCACGGCAGCAAACGGCAGCCAAGUAACUUUUUAUUUCCUUCAAAGUUCCAGAAAAAGUUUCUAUUUCUGUCUCGACAAACACACGGCUGCAAUUUAGGAGUUUGACUUGAUAAGCUGUUGUUAAUAAGAAGUUUACGUCAGUACGCAAACAUGAAACAUCAAGAUAAGAUGACCUGCUAGAUUUCAAAUACAUCCCAGCUGUUAUUAGUCGACUUUCCCUCAGCUUCACGUCUGAUAAAAGACUCAAGUUUAUGUUUAUGGUGUAAUUUAACGGCUUGAUGCAGGUUAUUGUUUCAUAAAAGUAUCAAACAGGGAAACUUUGACUUGUAAAAAGAGAGAAACCUUUCAGGAGCUGCAGAGAAACACUCUGACGUCUCUUCUCCUCACGUUUCAGGGGAGGUGAAGCAGGAGGGUGGCAGCGUUUUUCGUGAGGGCACGCCGUACCAGCGCCGAGGCUCCCUGCAGCUCUGGCAGUUUCUGGUGGCCCUGCUGGACGACCCCGGCAACGCCCACUUCAUCGCCUGGACAGGCCGCGGCAUGGAGUUCAAACUCAUCGAACCUGAAGAGGUGGGCUCAAAGAACUGCAGUUCCCCAAAUGUCCACUGGAGGCAGGUUGCAGGAGCUGAGGAGGCCACAUACACACUAAUUAAAAAAUGCCAAACUUUAUAACAAAAAAGAAACAAUUCACAUCUCCAAUUUUGCAAAACUACGUCCAUGUUUCCUCCAGUCUGGGGUUGUGCUCUCUCUCCUGCAUACAAAGAGUGACAGCAGCAUCAAUCUCCGGCCUCGAUCUGGGGAAAUGUGGAGCAAACCGUAAACUUCGCUGAUAUUGUGACAGCAUCCGGCCAGACUGAAGCACACUGAUCGCUGCAGGCUCUUAGAUCUGCUGCAAAACUCGAGCAGACGACCAGCUGCACAGAGCUUCCCUCGCCAUGUCACAAUCUGUGGACUCAGAGACAUAAGUUAAGACGCAUCAGCUCGAUUUUGAGUCUGUUUCACGACAGGAAAAGUGUUGAUAGAGAUCCUGAUAUUAAUAUGAACCUAAAGCAAACAGGACAGGAGUCAUUACAGGUUUAAAGGUGCGACUAGAUGACAGCGAUCAGGAGAUUUGGCCUCUUUCCUCUUCCAUUAGUCCUCCAUUCAUUAUUCAGCAGAUGAAACUCCGGUUUGAUAAAUGAAGGACGAGUGCGCUAUCACACAAUCAUCCAACACCCUUUCUUCUCACUCAGCCACUCACAUUUCUUCAGACGAGACAUUUUUGUGAUGUUUAAGUCUGAAAUCUGACUGUCAGACGGCGUCCAUUUAGGCGCGUCCUGAUUGGGCGCAGGUCUAUACUGUGUUUUCCAUUAUCUUUUUACUGGACAUUAAAAAUGGAUGGGCUAAGAGUUUUACAAGAGCAAUUAGGGCUGAGAGCACACUCAGAGAUCAAACAGGGCUGCUGGCUUGAUGGCCACUGUGGGAUACAACCUGUCUCUUCCUGAGUCAUGAAUCUCAGCGCCUCCCCCUCCUCCCCCCCAGUCCUCCCAGUUUCUCCCCCUUAACUCUGAUAUUUGUCAACACAAACAUCCCUCUCUGCUGCGGGAUGAGUCGAUUUACUCCACGCCGCCUGUGUGAGGUUUUGAGACGCUCAUUUUCUGAUCAGAGUUAAAAGUCCACCAUCAGCUGAGCGCUGGUUUUUGGGUCGGGGGAGUAUUAACGGCCCGCCUCUGACUCCUUUUUCACUGCGAACACUGUGGGACUCUGGUUGUAUUCAAGUGGUAAUGGGUUACAUAAAAAGGAAGUGAAUCCACAUGUGGGGACUCGCCCUGGUCUCUGCGUGUUUACUCUGUUGUGUUAAAGAGCAGAACGAGCUUUGAGCUCUCCACCGAGGACCCCUAGUGGCCUCAGUGUGGAAACACAAACAACUGCAUCUAAUUAGGAUUUCAGGAAUCUGGACUUUUGGGGAAAAAAACGCUGACACAAACAAUUCUCGGCUGUUGACGUGUCAUCUGCGGAGAGCUUUAUCCUUCAGCUCUGCAAAAUCCAAUAAUAAAAAACAAAGAAGUUUAAAAUGAGACUCACGAAAGCUGCCAGAAAUGCAACCAAAGACAUUUCCCUCUCCGUCUGCCCAUCAGGUCGCCAGGCUGUGGGGGAUGCAGAAGAACCGUCCGGCCAUGAACUACGACAAACUCAGCCGCUCUCUGCGCUAUUACUACGAGAAGGGAAUCAUGCAGAAGGUACAGAAACUCCACUUCUAUCUGUUUACAUGAAGAAACACUAGAGAACUCAAUGAUGGCAACAGUGAGGAAGGGUCCUAGAGCGCUGUUAGGUCAGCAAGAUACAACUAUAUUUUAUUCCAUUAUCUGUCCUUUUGGGUAGAGAACACUGUUAAACUCAGGGACAACAACUUUUUUGCUAGGCAACAGUGGAAGAGGGUCCUGGAGUGUUGUAGCAGCCGAUUUUAUAAUUUGUAGUUUUGGAUAGAGAGACUCAAUCUCAGUUAACUAAGUGAAAACAACUUGGCAACAGUGGAAGGGGGUCCCACAGGGCCAUAUUUUAGUAUUUAUCAAGUUGACAAAUGAAACACUAGUUUUCUCAGUGAUGACAAAUUUCUCACAGUGCUGUGAGGUCCAAAAUAUGCUGCCAAAUUUCAUAAUUUGUCUUUUUUUUUUAAAGAGAAACAUGGAUACCUUGAUAAAAAAAUAACAACUUUGUUCUUGGCAACAGUGAAGGAGAGUCCUAAACUUUCAGAGGCUGAAAUGAUUGAGAAUAAAGUUUUUUUUUAGCUCCUGAUUGAAGUUUUUUUACAUUCAUAGUCUAGAACAUGAAAAUAAGUGAAAUGCCCCUUUAAGACUUUUUCUCUUAGUUAUAUUUGAUGAUAUUUUAAGCGUUGUUAUUCUGUCGUCCUGCAGGUGGCGGGGGAGCGCUAUGUUUACAAGUUCGUGUGCGAGCCCGAGGCCCUCAUCUCUCUGGCCUUCCCCGACAAUCAGCGGCCCAGCCUGAAGGCCGAGUUCGAGCGCUACGUCAACGAAGAGGACACGGUGCCCCUGUCCCACCUGGACGAGGGCGUCCCUUACACCACAGAACAAGCCCCCCAAAACAUGGGCCCCCAGCCCUACUCCAAAGGCUACAUGUACUAAAGCCAGCCCCUCCUCCCUCUCCCCUCUUUUCUCCCCCCACCUUCAGAUAACUUCCUGUUGUACCGACCCGUCAUCAUACACACCCCGAGACCCCCCACGCACCUCUUGCACAUGCCCACCCCAUCCACUUGUAUAUAAGGCUACGGUGUUUUUGUUUUAAAUUAAUCUCAUUAGGGAUUUUUGUUUUGUUUUGAAGAGCUGCGUUCCUCUCACAUCUGAGGCCUAUUCGAUCCAGAAACAUGAUUGUGGUUGAAGAGAUUGCUUAAUAAAUACCCAUAAUAAUACGCAAAACAAAA
Molecule: messenger RNA, 46207 nt
Organism: Xyrichtys novacula (pearly razorfish)
Lineage: Eukaryota; Metazoa; Chordata; Actinopteri; Labriformes; Labridae
Source: the annotation of a GenBank genome assembly